Molecule: messenger RNA, 64959 nt
Organism: Pelobates cultripes (western spadefoot toad)
Lineage: Eukaryota; Metazoa; Chordata; Amphibia; Anura; Pelobatidae
Source: the annotation of a GenBank genome assembly
AUACAUUGUUAUUCCAUCUAGCUCUCCCAUGUCUAGAUGUGUCUGUCUUAGUUUAGGGAUUUAGUUAUUAUUUGGGGGGUAUACUGACCCUUUUAUUAAUGCAAUGAAGUGCUUUCUCAGUCAGUGACCUCAUUAUUUUGUAUUAACCCACUAAUGGCAAUAAGAACAUAAUUAUAUGUCAUCUCUAAUUCUGUAUAAAAUUAGUUUAGCACAGAUUUUAUACAAUGAAUAAUGUACAUUUCGCAUUAAAUGCCCAUUUUACCCCUUCAUUUCCAGAAAAAAAAGAGAACUGUCAAUCAUCCUUAAACUCUGGGGGUGUCUCCAUGCCCCCCAAAAUGUGCCUUAUUAUUAUUAUUAUAGCUUGUACUCAGGUUCAGAUCCCAUAGCUGUGUUUGACUGCUCUAGUCUAGCAAUGUCCCAGUGUUUACACUCUAUGACUGCUAUUUGAUAUGGUAUUAUGGUGGGUCACUGUCCCCCUCCUGGAUGAGAUCCUGUGACAAGUGGCCUUAAUAUAGUUGUGUGAUACUUGGACGAGAGUUCAUGCUUCAUAUAAACUGGAGUUGUGGUAUCUGCAGAGCAACCAGGAGCUGCCUUCAUGAGCUUGUUCUGGUGGCAAAGUGUUGAAAGGGUAAGUAGAAUCCACUCAAAAAAAAGUUACAUAUAAUGUCCAUCUAUUACAAAUGUAGUUAUAAAAACAGUGAUUGUAGGAAAUCCUGUUUUCCAACAGAACAUUGUAUGCUGUAUAACUGAGCUCUAUUUCUGUGAGUGGUGUGUGCUGACUGAGUGUUGUGUGUGUGUGUGUGCUGUUGGGGAGGGGGGCUCAGUGUGUGUGUGUAGGUUGCUCACAGCUGUAGGAAUGGCUGAGUGUGUGUGUCUGAGUGGUGUGUGAAAUGUUCCCCCCUCAUUACCUACCUUCUCUGGUAGUCUGUACUGGAGGGAGAGCAGGAUUCAUGGUGGUCUGGUGGAGGCUGUAUAAUCUGUACCAAUAUAAAAUACAGACCACUCUAAGAGCACCCUCCCGGUUCCAAAGCUCAGCGGGGCGCUCUUAGAGUGGUCUGUUCUUGAUAAUGGUACAGACAGCAAGGCUCCCUUAACGAGGUGAGGAAGCCCACUGGAGCUGGAACCCAUUGGGUCCCUGUUAUGGGACGUGGCACUAGGCGGCCGACUUGGUCACCUAAUGGUUCUGUAUAGAUGCCCCAGGCUGGGAUAAGGAAGCUUUGGACAGCCUCAGACAGGAGCGUUAGCUGAUGCUUUCAGCCAAUCAGUAGCUUUCCAUUCUUCAUACGGCUUGAGAAACAUACACAGUUUUGACGCUUUUAGCUAAUCAACAGUGUCCCUCUCUGAGGCUUCCUAAUUCAAGGCUUAUAGUGGACAAUAGUGCAAGGUGAUGGCCAAAGCUAACCGGUGCUGAAUUCAACAUUUUGCAAAUGGUUUAACCCAUAAAGGUAAGCCCCAGGCCUCCUGGCACCACAACAACAUCAUUCUAAUGAAGCUUAAAGGAACACUUUAGUGUUAGGCAUAACACUAAUAAGAAUAAGAUAUAUUUCUAACAAUAAAAUGUAAGUGUCCCUCUGCCCCCUGCAUCCCUCCCUCCGUUCUUAAUGCGCUCAUUAGGCCUUCCUUAUAAGAAAGCAUUGACUCAAUGCGUUCCUAUGGGAUUUUGCUUGAUGCUGGAGUUCCUCAUGUAAAGCAUGAGAACGUCCAGCUUUAUUUCACGGAGUCAAAUUCUGUGAAACUGCGGCAAGCGCCUCUAGUUGCUGUCUGGUAGACAGCAACUAGAGGCAGUCUAAGCACUUAUUGCAGUUUUUCUAACACUACACUGUUUACAUUGCAGAGCUAAGAGGGACAGGGACACUGCGCCUAGACCACUUCAAUGAGAUUCAGGGGUCUGGGUGCCUAUAGUGUGCCUUUAAAUUUAAGCUUCACUUUAAAAAUAUUUAUUGUGUGCCAUGAAUCGGGUUACCAGAAGUUCCUUGAGGCUGUAACCGCAGCCGGUUUGCCUAUUUACCACUAUAACAUUUUAAAGCAUAGAACUUAGCAGUGUUAACCAAACAGAUAUCCUAGCAAUAAUAUUAUAUAGUUAGUAAGAUUUCCUCUAUUUAAAAUAUAUCAAUAAUUGAGAAUACAAUAUAAAAUAGGGAUUAUCUUGGAAGCAAUAAAGUUUUGUCUUUUAAAUAUUUUAUUAAAUAAAUAUAUAAAUAUACACAUAUAAAAUCCAUUACAAUCAUUUACAGCAGAGUUUAUAAGAUUACAUUACAUGCUUGCAAUAUCAGUAAAUAGAAUAACGUACCCUCCUGAACAAGUUUAAACAUCUUAUUUGUUUAUUGGGUAAGAUGUCAACAAAGGAACAUUGGAUGAGAAACAAUAUUUUCCAUUUCGAACAACUUGUCAGAUUGCAAAAUCUCUUAACCCUUUAAGGACACGUAACGUGUGACAUGUCAUGAUUCCCUUUUAUUCCAGAAGUUUGGUCCUUAAGGGGUUAAAGACAAAGUACACAGUUUACUUUUCAUUCUAAAACUUUAAAUAUUUGUAUUUGCUUAUAACAAUGCCAUCCUAGCAUACUCUGUCAGACCGUUUUAGAAUACGUGGGUGCCACCAGGCGCCUGCGUUGCUAACAGACUUCUUGCACUGGAGAAGCUAAUCACAAAUGUUGACAUUAAUUAAUUUGCUAAAAGAGUCAGCUGAGUACUGUCAGCCAAUGAAUAAUGGGACAAGUUCCUGUAUUGAACAAGUUUAUAGCCGAUUUAUUCAGCUCAGAUAAAUUUAGAAGCAAUAAGGGGGCUCGCGGUGUGCCCAGGUAAGUGUCAAUCUGUGUUAAUAUGGUUUGACAAAUUAUGCUAGGACUGCACCAGGGUAUUCUGGGCACCAACACCACUGCAAUGGACAGGCCAUGCAUAAACAUAGAUUGCAUAUUACAAACACCAAGCACUGUUAUCUUUACAUCAAUGACAUGGUGAGCAGUUAUUAAUGUCACUGGGCCGUACAACUGAUCAUUUUAACCCUUUUAGGGAUAUUUGCUAAAGUGUGAAUUGUCAGAUAUUCAAAGUUAAUUCCACAUAACUGGCAAAAAUAGCAAAUUUAAAAACUUGAAAGAUUGAGGGGAUCAAGCUGAAACACUGAUGUUUUUUUAAAGACAGGUAAAAGCUAAGUCUUAUUUUUAAGUCCUGUGAGUGCUAUCCUUAUAUAAUUGUUUAUAUAUAUUUAAUCAGCGAAGUGGUCAUUGUGCUCGGAGAAACCCUUGAGAAUUGUCAGAUAUAUAAAGUGAAUCUCAAAAGUUAGUCCAAAAUAUCUGAAUUAGAAAAAGACAGUUCUCUUUUCAGUUUGGCUAUUUUGGCCUUAAAGGGACACAAUAUGCACCAAAACAACUUUAGCUUAAUAAAGCAGUUUUGGUGUAUAGACUAUGCCCCUACGGUCUCACUGCUUAAUUCUCUGCCAAUUAGGAGUUAAAUCACAUUGUUUAUAGGGAUCUUACAAUAUGGAAUACCCUGCCUUAAUCUGGCAGCUCCAAACCCUGCAUUCAGUGAAUGGAGUAAUUAGUCAUGGAAUACAAUCACAAAUAGUGCAGCACAGAAUGUCACUGGUCGUUAUGGGGUUAAACUCGUCAUCAUUUGCGCCAGUGCUCUGCCCCCUCGUUGUACAGCGCUGCGGAUCAUGCUGGCGCUAUAUGAAUGGCUGUAACAGUGUAGCAGGACUUGGUUGCUAUGGGUUCACGUUCCAUUAUAGAACGCUGAGUGGGAGCUGCAGAUCCCCGGGAUGGUGUCCCUGCUGCUGGCCGUGCUGUGAAAGGUACCUUCCUAUGGUGACAUUCCCAGGUCCCCUGUGCUGUACAUCCAGUCCAUGCAGCACGGAGCAGGGAGGAGCAUGCUUAAAGCAGACAGCCGCCUGGUUGGCCCAGAUUUGCGUCAGUUUCAGCCCCUGAUAAUUUGAUAUUCUGGAGAGGUUUCUGUUGCUCGGGAUAAUGACAAAGAACUCGGCUGCUCCGGGCCCGGGUACCGAAAGUUAGACACCAAGUAGCUCUGCUAUGUGCCUCCCUGUAACAUGAUUCCGGGGUACCCAGACAGCAUCAUCAGCAUCUCCUGCAUCCCUCUCAUCAGCACGGUGUGAGCUCUGCACCCACAGCCAUAUGUCUGUAAGUAGAGCUGCAGCCCUUCCUGGAGGCAUGUGUGUGUCCUGGUCAUGUUUACCCACCAGCACAGGGGACAUUUAUUUACAUGCAAUACUUCUUAUAUAGGGCAGAAUAAUUCGACUUUUAAUUUCAGAAAGAGACCUUUGAUUCAUUAUGACAUGUGAUGUGAUAUAAACCUUUAUGUCUGUUUAUCUGUAUGUUUGAUGGGGCUGUUUAUUAUAUACAUAUAUUAUUUAUUAUUUAUUUACUUAUUAUUGCCAUUUAUAUAGCGCCAACAGAUUCCGUAGCGCUUUACAAUAUUAUGAGAGGGGAUUUAACUAUAAAUAGGACAAUUACAAAUAAACUUACAGGAACAAUAGGUUGAAGAGGACCCUGCUCAAUCGAGCUUACAUUCUAUAGGAGGUGGGGUGUAAAACACAGUAGUACAGGAUGUCUGUAUUGACAUGCUGGGUGCCUACAUAAAGAAACACUAUAUAGAUUACUGUUGUAGACAGUUUACUAAUAAUUUGUGUCUUUCUAUUAGCUGUACCAGUAUUUAUAACAAGAGCAAUAUUAAGGCUACCUUGUGCCAGAGAUAUGGUUCCAUUUAGGAGCCCUACCCUUGCAACCAUAAACCUGAAAGAUGAACCUUCAUUUCUUGCAGUUGUUGUGGUUGUUGUGGGCCUUUGGAUUGGCUGUACUGGCACAAGCCUAGAAUUGGCUUUCUACUCCCCUCUCAUGCCCCCAUCUGUUUGUAAAAAAAAAUGAUCUUCUAGGUAGAAUAACACAUGUUAGAGCAUAGGAUGCUUAUUCACUAGAUCCUCAUAUUGGCAAGUAUUGAGGUGUUGCAGGUUUCUCCAGCACAAGCAGAGUUAACAAAGCACUUAGAUGCACCAGCAAAGGAUGACUUGUUUUGAGAUGACUCUGCUGUCUGGUUUGCUCUCUGCAGUUCUUUAGAUCUGCUGCAGUGACUGGCAAGUCAUGGAACAGACUGCACUGCAAUGGGGAGAGUGUAGGAAAGAACUUAACCCAAUCACAGUGUGUGCGCGCAUGAUCUGUUUGGUAGGUGGCUCUUAUCAUGUGUGCCCUAGCCAUAAUAUGCCCUGUGUCAUCUACAUCUUGAUGGAGCAACAAUCUAAAGCACAAUAUAAUGAUUUAUAACACCUCUUCUGCUUAUUUUAAAAGGUGGAUGUGUUGAGGCCCUCUUCUUUCUAGCCGUAUGUACUAAAAGAGUUUUAUUGUGUGAAAGUCUCUGCUUUUCUUCUUUUUUUGAUAAGGGUGGUAGGGGCUAUUUCACUGAUAACGGAGCAACCGGAAUUAUAAAGCAUUUUUAUAUCUGACUGAAUGGAAAAUCCUUCAGUGACAAAGACUUGGUUGUUAGACAACCAGGUAUUAAAUAUACCAGGCAAGCGUGAAAUGAGAGUAUUCAGUGACAUGAUAGCCAGUCUUGGGUAGAUUCACUUAAAGGGUUAUAUUUGUUGGCAUUGACCAGGGGUAGGCUAGGCUUGUGCCGUGAACGUUCCUUUUUUUACUGGGCACAAGCAGACUGAAGAAUUUAGCGUCAUUGAUCAUUUGCACCGUCAAAGGGUUAUUCACUGAACUCUGAACUGUGGUGAACUGAAAUCCAAAUCCCAAAAUGUAAUCCCAAAAUAUCUGAGUUGGACAUAUUUCCAUACCGGCUAUUUCAGCCUACGUUUUGGCGUUUGGAUUUCAUUUUGCUACAGUACAGAGUUUAGUAAAUAAACCCUUUUGUUUGAACUUUUUAGCAUAAAUGCGAGACGUUAUAUUUGGAUAAACCGUUCCAACAGAGGAACCUCAUGCCAACUGUGAAGCAUGGUCGUGGGCGUCUUAUUAUUUGGGGCUGCUAUGCAGCGUCGUGACUCAGAAGUACAAAGAAUCAUUUAAUUCAUGAAAAGGCUUGAGUGAAAUUACUCUGCAAACUAACAGCACCAUCUUCCCAGCUUCUACUAAAUUGCAGAGUAGCUUCAUUCAUUUUUGCAUGAAUGAAAUUACUCGUGGUGACACAUGCCCACAUGAAUCCAUUAGGUCAACAUACAUAGGUCAUACAAGAACUUGUAUGGGUCAGUGGAAGCUAUGCUUACACCAUGAUUCUAUAAGGCACAAGGGGUGCUUAUAUGACUGCAGAUAUUUUAAGAGAUUUCUGAAGUAGAUAAUGGGAGACAAGGGACCAUAACCUAGUGCAAGCAUAGGCAACCUUCGGCACGCCAGAUGUUUUGGCCAGCAUUAUAGGUAUAAGAGCAUUAUGAGGGGUGUAGUCCACAACAUCUGGGGUGCCGAAAGUUGCCUACCCCUGACCUAGUGUUUCUCAACCUUUUACGGAGAGGACACUGACACAUACACAAACAUUUAGAAACAUAAGACACUGACACACAUUUACACACAGAGGAAACUAACAUACACAUCUACACACAGAGGACACUGACACACACAUUUACAAACAGACCACACUGUCACCCCCACAUUUACACACAGAGGACACUGACAAACACACAGAGGACACUGACACACACACUCACUGACAGACACACUGUCACUGAUUUGACACACACUGACAAGACACUUACUGAUACACACACUCAACGACAGGCACACAGUCUGAUAUGGCAGACACAAUCUCACUAAUUUGACAGACACACACUCUCACUGACAGACACCUACGCAUUCUACGCAAACAGGCAGUAAAUACUUUUUAAAUUUUUUUACUUUUGCUUCUUUAUUUUAAUCAAAAUGACAAACAUACAGCUAAUUUGUUAGUAACAUGGCGUGUACUUUUUGUACUUAACAUUUUAUUGAGAUUUUAAGUGCAAUACAAAAUAUUGUACCGACAACGACCCGACACAGGAGAUUUUCCCUCCAAUUCAUUAAAGAGAAGGGAGAUGAACUGCUGUCCCCUGCAAGAUCAAAGGAGAACUAUCACCUGAACACUGUCUUUUAAUAUAUUGAAUCUGUCAUCAAUCAGUUUGACAGGAAAUUGAAUUUUUGUUAAAUGAAAUAUAUGGGGAAAAAAGGAUAAAAACUCACCCUACCUUUUAGUAUAUGACCCUUCAACCAUAUACUUGCACCUCGGAUCAGACAGUGUUUGAAUGUGACAGUUAGUCGGUCUAAUGAUGUCACUGCACUGUGCAAGGUAGACCAUAACUGUAACUAUAUUAAACUUUUUUUUUCUCGGAUCGUCUGGAUUGGCUACAGGUAGAUGGCCUUUGUUGUCAGGCAGGUUCCCCAAUUGCAAUCUGACUGGAGGGUGAGUAUUUAGGCCGGCGCGAGAGCCAGAUCGUGCUUUGCAGUCCUAACAGCUUUAAAGCUCUCCUUAUGUAGGACAGCAUAGCACGCACUAAUAUUGGGGUGCGGUUAAGUAUUACAAAGCUUUUUGUGGGUACAGAUGGUGACAAUGAUCUAAACAGAAUCAGUGUAUAGAGGUUUUCAAAUACUGUCUGACCCAAGGUGGAUGUAUAUGGCUGAAGGAUCUUGUCAUAUACUAAAGGUAGAGAUGAGAUUUUUCUCAUUCAUUCAUUUUUUUUUUUUACUUAUAUUUAAUUUAACAAAGAAUCUAUUUCCUAUCAUAAUAUGACGAAAGGAUCAUUUAUUUAAAUAUAGUUUUGAGGUGACAGUUGCCCAUUAAGACAGGUAUCAAAAUGGCAUGUGCUGGUAGAAAUAUGUGCCAUUAUAUGCCAACCUUGUGAACCCCUGUUCCUCUUACUGAACCAUGUAAACUGCUCAGAUUGCUGAAAUUACCUCCCUUCUAUCCGAACUAGAUAUUCCAUAAUGAAUCCCUUGAAAAAAGAUCUGUCACUACAGUAGCUGUGCACCUGUCGAUUGGCUGAAUUGCAUGUGAAGUCCUGCCAAAUAUAUCUGCAUUCAGAUUAGUUUGAUACAGAACAUUCACUAUGCUUUUAUAUGUAUCCUUUAUCUUGAGACAAAAGAAAUACAAGUGUAUCUCUUUAAAGAGACAUUCUUCUAAAAUUAAGUGUAACACUUAAGGUGUUUUAUACACUUAAAUGGCCAUUGGAGUAAUACUAAAAAGAACUUGGCAUAGUGCGCAAGUAACUUUUUUUUAAAAUUAUUAUUGUAUUUUAAACUCUGCCUAACCUUGUAAAGGGCAUCAUGUCGUGUGAUAUGGAGUAGAUGCAUAUGGCAUUUUAUUGUGCAUACACUAAAUCCUCUAUGGAUUAUCCCACAUGGGAAGAUCCCGUAUAGAAUGCCAUUUUGUACAUCUUGACUGGACAAGGCUUCUGGCAAAAAAAAUCCAAAAUUGGCAGUUCCAACGGUUUUAACAAAAGUUUCCUGUGAAUUGUGAGUAUAACAAUCUGAACUCCGUUGAGGCUGUUUAAAAAUUAAUGUAGAGUACAAAAAAAUCUACUAACUUUUAUAUGCUACAUAAAAUCCAAACUUACACAUACAGAUUUAUCCUCUUAACCAUGAAUGAUCUUGAAUUUGACAGGAAAGUUAUUCCCUCCCCCCUCUCCCCCCCCCCAAAUAAGUGAUUUAGAAACAUAGCUGGCUUGACAUAUUUUUCUUUUCAAAUAUGCAUUUUUGGGCCUAAACUUGUCAAUUUCAUAAUGAAUCUGCAACAAUUUACAAGUUUAACAAGUAACCCUGACAGUGUUACUUCUUUCUCAGUAAUUUAACAACUGCUGGUGCUGGUGCGGCCCCAUCGGGUGGCCCAUGCACUUCGGGCCACCCAAAGGGGACUGCUGAGGGGCACAACCCUUUCUUGCACCAGGGCCCUCUCCAAAUUAGUUAAUUUGAUUUACUUUUUUUAACAGACACAUGCAUAUAUAGCUCUCUUGCGUUGGCUGUGGAGGCGUGGAGUGAAGUCAAAAAAUGGUUUGACUCCGUACAAUGGUACCAGGGAAGUUCUGGCACCAUAACCACUUCAGCAAACUGUAGUCCUUAUAAAGACUACGGCAAACUUUAUAACCACUACAGCCCACCAGGAGUUACCUGGCCCAAUUUCCUGAUCAUGGGGCAAACCGUUUUGCAAUGGUGAGCGCCUUUUUAUCUGGGUCCCAACCAGGUGCAGAGGGUUGUCUUGGUCAGUGAUGCGCACCCUGCUUCUGCAGCUGAGAAUGUUAGCUGACUGUCCUCAGCCAGUGAAUGCAACUCUGCAUAAAAUAUGCACAGAAUUGUCAUUAGCAGGUUAAUGAUGACACAAUGACGUUGCCAGAGAUGGAGUUACACCUCUGACAGCAAAGGGGUUAAAUGUGCAGCUUUACAUAGUGAAACUCUGCACAUACCACACUCCAAGCAUCAUGACAACUUCAAAUCACUGAAGUGAUUAUGGUGCUUGUAGUAAUUCUUUAAUAUGUUGUAUCAAUGUUUGUAGAAAUCUUGGAAAUUAUGGUCAAUUAAAAACUACCAACCAACCUGGAGAAAUCCACAAUUUCGCUAUAUUAAAGGGAAACUUUAAUUCAGAGCCACAUACACGUAUUUCUAGCAUUUGCAUAAUUUACUUCACUUGUAGGUAUUCAGACCCCCUUUAGAAAUUAAGGAUAAAUUCACCUUUCUCCCCUUGCCACACCUUAUUCGGCGCUCCUCCACGAGCGGAGAUCAUUAUUACUGAUAAUUUCAGCCAACCCAGUGCUUUUUCCGUAGAGAAGUUCACAAUUUAGGGAAUAAACUCUAAAAACUAAAAUGCGAAGUGUUAUGAUUAUAAUUUUGAUCUGUAUCUCUGAAAACUGAACGUGAGCUUGUUCUCAUGGCUGUGGAUUAUUCUAGUGCUUAAUAUGCAAAUCUUGCCGCCUGCUUCCGGGAUUAGGUUUGAGUCAUAUACUUUAACAUUUAAUACUAAAGGCGUAAUGAAAGAGACUCUCCAAGCGUCGUAGCAACCAUAACAAUCUGGCAUAGGGGACAGUGCCAGGGGGCUCCCAGUUAAUGACCACAUCAAACUUUUCGUAUAUGGAGCUGCUGCCACGUGUUGAACUACAUAUAUAUCUGUUGGCCAUUGGUUUGUAAUAUAUGCACAGACAGCACUCUGCCCUUUAACACUACAGGGAGUGCAGAAUUAUUAGGCAAAUUAGUAUUUUGACCACAUCAUCCUCUUUAUGCAUGUUGUCUUACUCCAAGCUGUAUAGGCUCGAAAGCCUACUACCAAUUAAGCAUAUUAGGUGAUGUGCAUCUCUGUAAUGAGAAGGGGUGUGGUCUAAUGACAUCAACACCCUAUAUCAGGUGUGCAUAAUUAUUAGGCAACUUCCUUUCCUUUGGCAAAAUGGGUCAAAAGAAGGACUUGACAGGCUCAGAAAAGUCAAAAAUAGUGAGAUAUCUUGCAGAGGGAUGCAGCACUCUUAAAAUUGCAAAGCUUCUGAAGCGUGAUCAUCGAACAAUCAAGCGUUUCAUUCAAAAUAGUUAACAGGGUCGCAAGAAGCGUGUGGAAAAACCAAGGCGCAAAAUAACUGCCCAUGAACUGAGAAAAGUCAAGCAUGCAGCUGCCACGAUGCCACUUGCCACCAGUUUGGCCAUAUUUCAGAGCUGCAACAUCACUGGAGUGCCCAAAAGCACAAGGUGUGCAAUACUCAGAGACAUGGCCAAGGUAAGAAAGGCUGAAAGACGACCACCACUGAACAAGACACACAAGCUGAAACGUCAAGACUGGGCCAAGAAAUAUCUCAAGACUGAUUUUUCUAAGGUUUUAUGGACUGAUGAAAUGAGAGUGAGUCUUGAUGGGCCAGAUGGAUGGGCCCGUGGCUGGAUUGGUAAAGGGCAGAGAGCUCCAGUCCGACUCAGACGCCAGCAAGGUGGAGGUGGAGUACUGGUUUGGGCUGGUAUCAUCAAAGAUGAGCUUGUGGGGCCUUUUCGGGUUGAGGAUGGAGUCAAGCUCAACUCCCAGUCCUACUGCCAGUUCCUGGAAGACACCUUCUUCAAGCAGUGGUACAGGAAGAAGUCUGCAUCCUUCAAGAAAAACAUGAUUUUCAUGCAGGACAAUGCUCCAUCACACGCGUCCAAGUACUCCACAGCGUGGCUGGCAAGAAAGGGUAUAAAAGAAGAAAAUCUAAUGACAUGGCCUCCUUGUUCACCUGAUCUGAACCCCAUUGAGAACCUGUGGUCCAUCAUCAAAUGUGAGAUUUACAAGGAGGGAAAACAGUACACCUCUCUGAACAGUGUCUGGGAGGCUGUGGUUGCUGCUGCACGCAAUGUUGAUGGUGAACAGAUCAAAACACUGACAGAAUCCAUGGAUGGCAGGCUUUUGAGUGUCCUUGCAAAGAAAGGUGGCUAUAUUGGUCACUGAUUUGUUUUUGUUUUGUUUUUGAAUGUCAGAAAUGCAUAUUUGUGAAUGUUGAGAUGUUAUAUUGGUUUCACUGGUAAUAAUAAAUAAUUGAAAUGGGUAUAUAUUUGUUUUUUGUUAAGUUGCCUAAUAAUUAUGCACAGUAAUAGUCACCUGCACACACAGAUAUCCCCCUAACAUAGCUAUAACUAAAAACAAACUAAAAACUACUUCCAAAAAUAUUCAGCUUUGAUAUUAAUGAGUUUUUUGGGUUCAUUGAGAACAUGGUUGUUGUUCAAUAAUAAAAUUAAUCCUCAAAAAUACAACUUGCCUAAUAAUUCUGCACUCCCUGUAUAUUAGGGCCAAGUUUGGAAGAGAAGUUUCAGCCACUUCCUCGUGUUUAGAGGGAUCUCUGCUGAAGCUGCAAAUCCUGGAGUUUGUUGAUAAUAAUACAUUAAAAUAGGGGUCAGUUCAGUGCAACUUUGCCCACGUUUUGCCAGCCCUCGAUGAGCCAAGUUGCAAAUAGCUUACCAGAUCAAUGUUCACGUGCAGUUUUAUUCUAUUGCAUGCCAAGUUAUUUUUCUUAUAUGAAGUCUGAUUUGGACAUCUAUGUGGCAGAAUUAUCCUAGGGGAAAUUAAUCAGUACAUCUCAUUAGUACAUGCUGAUAUGACUCCAGGAACAGAGAAAAAAGCAUAUAUUUUUUGGUAGAGGUGGGGUCAAAUGUUCAUAUUUUAAACCUAUUUUUUGUGCCACGCAUGGCUGGCUUGGGGAGCAAUUUUCCUAGAAUUAAAUGGUUGCUAACGCAUCAUCGCUGCUAAUUAACAUGAUGGCUAAAAGAAUAACUGCAACUGUAUUAGGUACGGUAAGUAUUAAUGACGACAAAGUUUAAUUUUGUGGCUACAAAUGGUGAGAAAGAUCUAAACAGAACCAGUGUGUGUAGGAUAUUACAUCAUAGAAAAAGUCCUAUCCUGCGAAAUCCAUGGGAACUUGCUAAUACAAUGGAAGAAUUCAAGGAUUCCUGAGAUAAUCUUAUGGCUUCGCAAAGUGGGAAACGUGAAGAAUGAAGUGCUUUUCAGAUAGGAAGUGGGUGGACAGAUGUUUAAAAUAGCUCUCAUCUGUUACAAAAACGGAAUACUGUCUCUGCGUAUAAUAGAGGCUUCUCCUUAUAAUUAAAGGGUAAUAAUUAAAGAGUAUCUCAGUAUUUAUAGCAACAUGACGUACGAGAUUUCAAUUUAACAUUCAGGUAACGGGGAAAUAAAAUAAAUUGUAAUAGGAAAAUACACGGUUUUAUGUUUUGCAGUUUCUUUCAUUGAGUCAGUCUGAUUUUUGCUUCUUUUGUUAACAGAUAAACAUACACCAAGCUCUGUCAGCUAAAGAAGUCUAAACGCUACCUUUGUAUAUGUCAGGAUUUAAGUAUUUGUAUAUGUAGCCUGAGAUAGCAUAUCAAACUGAUUAUUACAUUGUUAAGUGGAAUUUCUGCAAAUUUCUGGAGUAGAAAUGAUCUGUUUCUAUUGAUGUCUACCACAAUGUAAUGUAAGCUGUGUGGAUCUGCUAGGGAAAAGGGUUAAUGUCGGGGAUCGUUCCUGCCAUUCAGUGCCUUAAAAAAAUGCAAUCCUUGUUUGAUAUUCCGUUUUAUAUUCAUUUAUGGACGCUGCAUACAUAGCGUCACUGUGUUCCAGGACAACAGAACAAUCCCCUGUUUAUCCAUUGGCAGCGGAUGUGGGUGGCAGAUGUCAUUGACGACAUGAAAUGUUGGAUGUAGUGAGAAUGUUUUUACCUUGGACGGAUUUGCUGUCAGUGAUGGAGACUGUGAUAUAAAUACAUGGUGAUUAGAGUACUCACAGCCCGUGUCUGCCUUUAGUGGAAAUUACAUUGCAUAUGCUAGGAUAUGCAUACAUCAGAAUAGCUUUAAUUAUCAAGAGAGUCCAAGUUGUUAAAUCUGGGAGGACUAAGGUCAAAGUAAUUCAAGUAAAUGGUUAUGGUGGUAGGAAUCUGUAUUUGCAGUGUUUUGUCACUUUUGUGCCAGGGGCUAGUUGCACACAAGACUCGAGAUGCCAGGCGACAGACGUAAUGAGGUUCUACCCUUACAGGCAGCACUGAUAGUGUACCUCCAAUGGGAAGCCUAGAUCUCUUCUUCCUCUUUUCUUAUGAUCCCUCCUUGCCUUACUAUACUCCUUACAAGUCCUCUAUUGUUUGGGGGGGGAAGGUUGUAAUAUCCCACCUCCCUUCCCUGACUCGAAUCACGCGCAUGCGCUCUUUGUGCUAGAGAAAAUGGUUCAAUCAGAUGCUUCUCUAUGCAAAGCAUUUGGUUGGACUAUGGAAAAGGAAUUAGUGCUGGGGUGUGGAAACACUCAAAUUUGGCUUUGCCUAGUGCUGGAUUCAAGGUACAAUUUUAUUUUUGUAAUUUAUUUACAAGGUUUGGGGUUUUGAGUUCUUUAGUUCAGUGAGCUUGGUGUGUAUAAUAUAUAUAUACAAUACUUCCCAAAUAUAUACAUGUAUGUGUGUGUGCACACUCGCACACAUAAUAUAUGCAAAUCUCCUUAUAAAGGUCCAUUUUAGUGAAUCUUGGCCCAGAAAAGUUAGUAUGGCUAUAGAAUUCUAUAAACUAUAGAAAGGUAGACCAACAAGAAUAGCUCAGUGAGACACGGAGCAUGGCUGAAAUGAUCAACGGUUAUUUGAUAAAGAAUAAAUUAAUGUGAACUGAAAUUCAAGAUGCAAAAUGUUAGCUAAAUUAGCCAAGCUGUCACUACAGCUGAGAUGGAGAUUGUUUCCAAAACAGCACCUUUGGCCUACAUUUGUUAAUUCAGUUUUCAGUUCACUACAAUUGGAAGUUAAAGGAACACUCCGGUCACCAUAACAACUUUGUAAAAAUGAAGGGGUUUUUUUGGUGCCAGGUAGCCCCCGGGGCACUUUAUUACCUACAGGGGUUAAACUUUUCUAUAAUGGCUUUACCGUAAAAGUUGCCUCCAGCACCGGAUCUGCAGUUUCCCCAAAUGAUCCAGCUUCUGAAAUUGUGUUUCAGGAAGCGCGGAGUGCCACCGAGCAGGUGGCGCCGCUGAGUGCUCUAGCCAAACAGUGGCACUGCGCACUUACUGAAGCCGGAAUCCACCAAGGAAACUGCAGAUCCGGCACUGGAGGCAAACUUUGGGAUUAAACUUGAACGAUUUAACUCCUUCAGGUAAAUGCCUAUGGGCCUCCUGACUCCAUAACAACUUAAUUUCAUUGAAGUUGUAAUGGUGACCUGAGUGUUUCUUUAAGUGAUCUUAAACACCAGUGCAUUAAGUUAUAGCUCAUUAAAUAAGUUAUUUUAUUGCUGGUUUUGGUACGUAAUGCACAGAGAAAGAAAUGUCACUGAACUAUUGUAGGCUGUAGGUAAAAAUAACCAUUCAUGAAAAGUUUCCUUAAAGGAAAUCUGCCUUUCGCACUUUGCUUACUCUUCUGGCACUCACUGGCCUGGGAGAUUUUUCACAGCUAUUGUGUAAGACAGUGUUUUGGCUGCAGCUUAAAAUGUCUGAGCCUGGGGAGUAGGCGGUUGAUGGAGUUCCUUUUUCUAGUAAAAAAAUAAAUAAAAAAGGUCUGUUUUCUGUAUGGAGCUUGGCAUGUUCAGAGGAUUUGCACAAGGAUUCUUGUUGCCCUAAGUAGGCUGUGAUUUUUGAUUUUCCUUUACAUUCUCCAUUCGUUCUCUUGUAUUUGGCAUGGCUCAAAUGCUUGACCCUUGUAGUUUGCAGAACUUGACAGCCAACUCGUUAUUCCCUAUAAACAGGCCAGCACUGCCGGAACAUGGAGGAUUUGUUCAGCAAAGUGUUCCCACGCGUUUUUCGAGGGACAGUUCAUCCAGCUCUGUUAACCCCUUGUAGCCCAAGCUUCUGUAAACUUAGUUAAAGCUUGGAAUGGGAGAGAGUCCUACAAUUCUGUUCAGUUUGUGCUUUUGUCAACAGUGUACUUUUGCAGAGAAUACACACAGAAUUCAUUCAGAGCUUGACAAAAAGGCGGAGCUACCACUGUCACACGCUGUCAGUCUCCUAACCAUCACUACUGACGGCUGAGGGGAAAAAGGCUUUUUCUAUGGAGAUUCCGGCAGUCUCCAUAGACAUCAGUGUUGUCCUCUCGCGCAUGUAUUGGUUCCUGGCAGAUGAAGUACCAGGAGCUGAAGUGGAGGCACUGGAUCAAGGUGGCAGCAUCCAUGUGGGACGGGUUAAAUCAAGUAAAACCUAACUUUUCAGCACCACUGGUGCUAUGAUGUCACCAUAGGGGGUCUUUUGCAAAAUAUGCAAAGAUCCCAGAAGGUGACAGAGAAACUUUAAAUAUAACUUUCAGAUACUGUUUUUUUAAACAAAAUUAUAGCCUACAUAUUUUUUUUCCAACAAAUAAUUGUACUUUACCUUUAAAAGUUCGACAGAUCUGCUCUUAUAAUUAAUCCUGCUGGAAGACUAGACUGUGUAUUCCUGGGAAGAGCAAAAACAUGGGGUGAGCUGUAAGCACAUCUUAGAGCCCAUCUAUAACGUUAAUUUAUUCAUUCAUUAUUAACAAAUGUUAACAGACAUAUUAUUUUGGGAGUUAUUUUUGCUUCUUAUGAAUUUGGUUUUCCACAUGUGUCUUUCAAUAAAAUGUUGGAUUUCAACACUCAUCACUUUCAGCAUGCAUUCAGGUUAAUGUGAAUGAUAGAUUACUGCCUCAAUUUGGGAUUUGUACCCUUGUAUAGGUUCAAAAACAGCAUGAAGAAGAAUGGCAGAGAUUAUAUCACACAUAUGUGGAAUGAACGUUAGUACGCAUGUUGAAAUUAAGUUACAGCUGUCAUCUACUCCAAAGUUCUAAAACUGAAUGCAUCAUUGUCUUGGAUCAGAUGCAGUCAUGAUCCAGUGUUUAUUUUUAGUCCACUCUUAAUAAAAUGUAUAAAUAUUUCCAAACCUUCUUUGGUAUGAUGUCAGAACCUUUGAUCAGAAGCAUUUUGCCUCCAGGCUGCAGCACUGUUGGUAAGCUUGUACUUAAUAACCUUUACUUAGGAAUAAACUAUCGCUAAUAAGAAUAAGCCCACUGGAUCUUAAAACCAAACAUAGAACAUUGUAGGGUUUUGCAACUUAUUAUUUUUACAGAUCACAAAAUAAGCCAUCGACGGAGGUGCCCUUGAUAAAAAAUAAAAGUAAAAAGUAGUACAGACAUGGGGCAAAGUUCUAAAAAUGGAUCAAUCACCAUGGAAACUGACGGAAUAAGGAGCAACAUUCCUUUGCUUUCUGUAUUUCCUGCACCACGUGCCAACCUUUUCCCCACAGUCACUUUUGAUAUGUAACCCCCACUGGAUAAAACAAUUGAAACUAAUUUUCCAACUUGCUUGCUCUUAGCCCACAGCUUUUGUAGUAAAUAGAAUAUUAGAAGCGCAAGGCAAUCACCUGUAUAGUUGUGCCACUGGAUGUGCUACAUUAGUAAAAAAUGGCACUCCAGGGACUAUAACGCUUUUUAUUGCAUCCCCUGCUGCUGGUCAGCCAGAGAGGUAGAUGGCAGGCAGGGCAGGGGCAAUGAGCUCAGUUAUUGGCUGUUUUCAAAAAGCAGCUUCCUUGGGUUCCUUCCCCCCCUACAAAUAAUAUUGCCCUCUAGGUAGCUAUAGCACCGGGUUAGACUAGGAAAAAAUCUGGACUAGGAAUUUAAAGCACCUCUGUUGCUGCCUGGCGUCUUUUCAUAAUUUGCAAGAGCCCCUGACAGUGACAUCGCUUUCGGGGCCCAGGGGCCUGUGGGCCAGGCAAAGGUGAGAUUUACUUACCUAAACCUGUCCCUCAUGGGCACUGCCACCCUUCUUCAGCUCUCUGUGCUUCAGCUGCCAGGAGCCGACAUCGGCAAUGUAAUCUAGCGCAUGCACGAGAGUACAACAUUGGCGUCUGAUGGAAUGUGAUUUUCUUUAUGCUUUUUGAUAUUUAAUAUGUUCGUGAAUAAACCUCUAGCAUAAGUUUCAAAGUUUUAGCAUAGUAAGAUUUUUGGUUGUUUACAAGUUUGGACUUUAUACCUUCUUUCCUACAGUUGCAAGAAAAAGUAUGGGAACCCUGUGGAAUGAUAUGGAUUUCUGCACAAAUUGGUCAUAAAAUGUGAUCUGAUCAUCAUCUAAGUCACAACAAUAGACAAUCCCAGUCUGCUUAAACUAAUAACACACAAAGAAUGAAAUGUUGCCAUGUUUUUAUUGAACACACCAUGUAAACAUUCACAGUGCAGGUGGAAAAAGUAUGUGAACCCUUGGAUUUAAUAACUAGUUGAACCUCCUUUGGCAGCAAUAACUUCAACCAAACGUUUCCUGUAGUUGCAGAUCAGACGUGCACAACGGUCAGGAGUAAUUCUUGACCAUUCCUCUUUACAGAACUGUUUCAGUUCAGCAAUAUUCUUGGGAUGUCUGGUGUGAAUCGCUUUCUUGAGGUCAUGCCACAGCAUCUCAAUCGGGUUGAGGUCAGGACUCUGACUGGGCCACUUCAGAAGGCGUAUUUUCUUCUGUUUAAGCCAUUCUGUUGUUGAUUUACUUCUAUGCUUUGGGUCAUUGUCCUGUUGCAACACCCAUCUUCUGUUGAGCUUCAGCUGGUAGACAGAUGGCCUUAAGUUCUCCUGCAAAAUGUCUUGAUAAACUUGGGAAUUCAUUUUUCCUUCGAUGAUAGCAAUCCGUCCAGGCCCUGACGCAGCAAAGCAGCCCCAAACCAUGAUGCCCCCACCACCAUACUUCACAGUUGGAAUGAGGUUUUGAUGUUGGCAUGCUGUGCCUUUUUUCACCACACAUAGUGUUGUGUGUUUCUUCCAAACAACUCAACUUUGGUUUCAUCUGUCCACAGAAUAUUUUGCCAGUACUGCUGUGGAACAUUCAGGUGCUCUUGUGCAAACUGUAAACGUGCAAGCAAUGUUUUGUUUGGACAGCAGUGGCUUCCUGUGUGGUAUCCUCCCAUGAAAUCCAUUCUUGUUUAGUGUUUUACAUAUUGUAGAUUCACUAACAGGGAUGUUAGCAUUUGCCAGUGACUUUUCUAAGUCUUUAGCUGACACUCUAGGAUUCUUCUUCACCUCAUUGAGCAGUCUGUGCUGUGCUCUUGCAGUCAUCUUUACAGUACGGCCACUCCUAUGGAGAGUAGCAGCAGUGCUGAACUUUCUCCAUUUAUAGACAAUUUGUCUUACUGUGGACUGAUGAACAGCAAGGCUUUUGGAGAAACUUUUAUAACCCUUUCCAGCUUUAUGUAAGUCAACAAUUCUUAAUCGUAGGUCUUCUGAGAGCUCUUUUGUGCGAGGAUCAUUCACAUCAGGCAAUGCUUCUCGUGAAAAGCAAACCCAGAACUGGUGUGUGUUUUUUAUAGGGCAGGGCAGCUGUAACCAACACCUCCAAUCUCAUCUCAUUGAUUGGACUCCAGUUGGCUGACAUCUCACUCCAAUUAGCUCUUGGAGAUGUCAUUAGUCUAGGGGUUCACAUACUUUUUCCACCUGCACUGUGAAUGUUUACAUGGUGUGUUCAAUAAAAACAUGGCAACAUUUCAUUCUUUGUGUGUUAUUAGUUUAAGCAGACUGUGAUUGUCUAAUGUUGUGACUUAGAUGAUGAUCAGAUCACAUUUUAUGACCAAUUUGUGCAGAAAUCCAUAUCAUUCCAAAGGGUUCACAUAGUUUUUCUUGCAACUGUAUAUCCUACUCUUUUACUGCUGUUAAAGUCCUAAUUAAACAUCCCCCCUUAUCUGCCCAGUAACAGCAGGAAAGUCCAAAACUCAUCACCCCCCUUUUACUACCCUCUCUAUAUGUUAAUACCAGGUGUAACUAUCUGAUUGGAUAAAGAAUAAAAGCACGCCUUGUUAAAGAACACAAUAUAACCUGGGGAUAUGCAAUGGAAUUUUGGAGAUGUUACUGUGAACAACUUGUCUUUAUCAGUUCACGGUGGCCUCUUCCCAGCGCUGCAGAGAGAUUGCAGGACAAACAAGAGAUUGCUAAAUUACACAGAAGUCCAUGGCAAAGAAGUGAUUAUUUUAAGAGGUAUUCAUUUUAUUCUUACAGUGUCUAUUGAGGAUGCCACAGGAUCGUCCACAGACAGAGCUAAUUUCCAUACAACCGUCACUGGUGAUGGCUGGGGGAGAUGACAAGGCUUGAUGGCGGAGGAAAAAUACUGAGACAAAGUAGUCCCUUCUUUGUCUCAAUAUAUUUUUUGGCUGGGUUGGAAUUUCAGUCAUAUUUUAUCAUUACUCUAUCUGUGGUCAAUGAAGGGGAGUGUUGUGUCAUCACCAAUAACACACUCAGCCCCCAAACUGGGUUAUGUCAUGUCAUGCGCAGAUCCGUGCUGAAGAUCUCUCUGGUGUCCCCAUACGUGGAAUACACAAAGACAAAAGACUUACAGGGUUGUUGUGUGUUUGUGUAUGGAGAGGUUGCUUGGGGUUUUGUAUGCACUAGCAACUUGCUUGUAAGAUUGUGGUGGGUCUACAUGUGAUAUUUUAUAUGGAGUAGACUACCAGUGGUGUUUUGUGGAGGGAUGGGGCGUGCAUGUGGUGUUGCUUGUGUGGGGUACAGUACCUGUGGUGGUGUGUGCACAUGAGGAGGCUGCUUUUGGGGAAACGGGUGUGGGGAUUCUAUUUGUGGGAUUGCAUGUGGGCUCACCCUGAUACUGUGGAAGAAGCAUGGACUUUGGUCUUUGGUCUGCACCUGCAGUAGGUGCAGAGCAAGGUUACUGGCUCUCCUUUCGCUUUGGAAGUUUAUUAAAUGUGAAAUAUAAUGAACUGACAGAAAAACAGUAAUCUUUACUUCGAAUUUGAUUGAAGAACAGUCCAUCUUUGCAGUUCAUUUGUCUUUACAGUACUGUUCACUGUUUAGUGAAUAAACCGCUGUAACAUAUUCAGUGCACCCUGGUACAACUCCUUAGAUUACCCAAAAAUAAAAAAGGAAUCCUCCACUUUCUUUCCAUUCCAUCACGGUGAAAAAUGCAGCUUCACAUAUCCUGUAAACUAUAUAAAUUCUCCUUAUUUGCAAAAUUAUAGUACAUUAUAUCGCUUUGAAAUAACUUGGCAAGAAGGAGUAAGAGUUUGAGCGUCCAGUAGAUAAUAACAGACGGUAAACUGAAGACUGAGCAAAAUGUCCUAUAGUAGAAACAAAAAUCAUACACAUUCAGCACCCAGUGCAAAGAACGUAUUGCUGACUUUAUGAUCCAAUCUCUGCUUACAGCAGAUUAUAGUUAUGGUAAAUCAUAAUAUUUCUAGUGCCAGCAUAUUCUGCAGAGAUGCACAAUUCAAAAAUACCAGAUCAAUCACAAUGGAAUACACCAGAACAUGUUUUUAUCGCAGUUUGUUGGGAUUUAUUCACUAAACAAAAAUAUGUAGUCGAUUGAGAACCAAAUUGCAAAACAAAAUUUGUAAAUUAUUCACCCUCUCCCAUCUGGACUCAGCAUGAAAAUUUCGACUUAAAGGGGACUCUAUAGCCACCAGAAUAGCUACACCUUAUUGUAUUUGUUCUAGUGAGUCUAAUCAUCCCCUUCAGACUUUGCUGUAAACACUGCCUUUUCAGAGAAAUGACAGUGUUUACAUUACAGCCUAGGGAUACCUCCACUGGCCACUCCUCAGAUGGCUACUAGAGGUGCUUCCUGGGGCAGUGCUGCAAAGUAUGACUGACAUUCAGUGUCUCCACCCUCUGCAUGGAGACACUGAACUUUCAUCAUAGAGAUGCAUUUAUUCAAUGCAUCUCUAUGGGGAGAUGCUAAUUGGCCAUGGUGGCAUUUGGCUCUGCCCCCUCCCGUUGGCUGAGAUCAUCAGAAUUGACAAUCUCAGCCAAUCCAAUGCUUUCCUAUGGCAUCUAGAUGGUGUUUAUAACACUAUAGGGAUAGAAAUAUAUGUUUUUGUUCUUGACCCUAUAGUGUUCCUUUAAAUUAUACUGUCAAUUUUUAUUUCACUAUAAUUCCUUGUUUAGUGAAUGAACACAUUCUAAUAGGUUGACUUUUUGCUCCUCCUCCUCUGACGAUCACCGUAUUUGCCCUGAUGGAAGACACUUCCACAAGCAGGGCAUACCUCUUUAGUUAUGACGAGACGCUGGUUUCAUUGGCAGCGUGCCCUCUUCAGAGCAAAGUGACAUUACGCCACUCCAUUCCUAUACCCCCUAGUUGGCACUAACAGGGUUUUCAUGGAAACCACAUUUCUGUGGCGGCUAUAGAUGGACCUCCUAUGGAAGGUCUUUUCUGCUCUCCCUGUCAAUCAAUUCCGUGGCAGUAAGUGUAAGGAGAAAAUGCUAUUUUUAAGUAGAUUUUGUGAUAAAAUUUCAAUAAAUGGGUGGAUAAUUGGGAUAUAAUGGAAACAGAUACCAACAGGCAAAAUUUUCAAAUGUAUCUAUGAUUACGGCAUGAUUCAUGAGUGACACCUUUCGGAGCCUUUCCCAUUUCAUGCCAUUCUUCUAAAGAAAAAUAGACAAUUCUUUUUCCCAUUGUGUCAUGUGUUUCCCAUUGUGUAAUGUAAGGACAUUAAAAGUAAUUUCUUCUUAAUACAACAGUGUAUCUGUUUCUCCAACUCCAAUGCUAUGUGUCUUAUGGCUGUGCCUGACUUGCAUUAUGAUGUCAUUUGAUAAAUCUUUAAUAUUCAUUUAAAGGGACAAUCCAGGCAUCACAACAACUUUAGUUUAUGGUUUUGGGCCACUUCAUUGAUUUGUAGUGGUCAUGGUGUCUGGGACCUGCAUGUGCAUUGUUUCACUAUGAAAUACUACACAUACAGAGUUUAACCCCACUGCUACCAGAUGUGUAACUCCACCUUUGGCAACAUCAUUGGGUGUUACUAGAGUUCUGACUGGCUACUGUCCAUUCUGUGCAACAUUUUGAUUGCACAGAAUAUCAGCCAUUGGCUGCGAGUUAUCAUCCAACACUCUCAGCUAAUGAAUGGCAAUGGCUGUGGUCGGUCGCUGCUUGCGGAAGCGCGUCAUCAGACCAUCAGGGAGCUUCGGAAUCAACACGGACCCAGGUAAGGGGGUAAACCAUUCCUGAACGAUUUGCCCUAUAACCGGGGAACUGGGCCAGGGUACUCCUGGCAUAAUGACCACUACAUGGGCUGUAGUGGUUCUAGUACUUGGAGUAACCCUAUAAGUCAAGUUAUAGGUGAUUUUCUUAAUGUUUUAUUCAGUACUGUAAAUUCCAAAUAAGUGACAGUUUUCUUUAAAACAGGAAACAACAUUUAAAUUGGAAAAGUGUAGGGUUCUUGAAUAUGCGGAGGAUAUUAUGUGAGUAUUUUCUAUGCUCUCAGCAGCCAUAUUACGCAUCUCCUUGCCCUGACAUACUUACUCAUGCCGUGCUCACGCAUCUACAUUCUCUCACCAUCCUGCAGGGGGGCACGUUAGUCAUAUACUUCCUGCUGUGACUACAGAUGUCUAGAAAUUGCUUCUUCUACAAUAACUUUUUUUUUAACCAGCAUUAAUCAGCCUUAUGUAGGUGUACUUCAGGAUGCACCAGUAUAAUGAGGACGAGGAACAUCUAGUGCUUUACAGUGGCAUUUGCCUCCUAUAUAUUUUUUUGUUUAGUUUUUUUAUUAUUUUCAUUUACAUCUUAAGUUAUGUUGACUUAGUCAUUUUAUCCGCAAACACCUGUUCUCCGAUCUGCGACAAUAUUACUGCAUAGGAAGAAAUGCAUUUAUAGAUCAUAACCUUUAAUCGCAUUUACCGCAAUUACUAUAAUUCCUAAUAAUGACCUGUCAAGAAUUAAACGAUAAUUUCCAAUUUAAGACAAAUAAAAUAGCAAAAUAGAAAUGUUUUGGAUUAUUUUUCCAGUUUGAAUAGUGUGGUUUAAAAUAAGAAUUUCACUUAAAAAUUCACUUUUGCAUUCUUGCCAAUUCACAUUUUAGAGAAAAGCACUGAAUGACCUACUGGAUAGAUGUAAUAUUAAAGCCUGUGAAUUGAAAGUGUUGUAAAGAGUAUCUCUUUUAUACCUAGGUCCAUUCGUCCAUUCGUCUCUCGUUGUGGACUGUGAUUUUCCUAUGUCAGGGAUCCACAAUCUUCCAAAAUGUAAACAUUUGAGUCUUUUUGAAAAUUAGGGUAUUUGUGAAGGGAGUGAAUAUGGUGUGGAAAAAAGUGCAAUCCCAACUUUGUCUUUGCCAAACUUCAAGCUUUUUCUAUGGCAGCCAACAGGGAAAUGUCAUUAGGACAUUGUGUAUAUAGAAAGUAUGGUGGAUGAAACACAGAGUCAGGAGAUCUGCAAAGCGUGAAUCUGGGGUGGUGUCUGUGAGCGUGUUAGAGUUGGCUAAUCAGGAGAAAGCCUGACAAGGGCUGCUGCACUAUAUGCGUAAAUGUGAAGAAAGUGAAGUCCCCUGUUUCCACAUGUUUGGAGACUAAUCAUCAUAUUAUGGGCUUUCUAUGAAUCGUAGUGUAAUUUAGAAUAAAGGACCUUUAUAACAGUCGGUGAGGACCAAAUUUGACCAAAAUUCUUCCUUGAAUAGAUGGACCUCUGUGGGCCUGUCAUCUUAUUGAUGGGCCUCCAAUGCAUGGUUUGUUAUUUGGGUUUUCUGUAGACAUGGCUGCAUGUUGGUUGGUGGAUCAUUGUCCAAUUCACAGGUCAACUUUACCUACUUAGAUCAGAGUCCAUGUUGUGUAUGUGUAUGAAUCCACAUUUCACUUCUGAGGUGAUUUUUUUACCUCCUUCACAGGGUACCAACAGGAGCAAAAUAUUGUGGUGAGCCACCUCCACAUUUGUUAGGAUAAUUUAUAAAUGUAAAUGACAACUCAUAAAGUAAUAUUGUUGACCUCCGUACAUGAACCAGUCUUACUUGAUGUUAUUUUUUUUUUUAGAUGGCUUUAACCGAAGAAACUUAAUUUCUGUAGCACGACUAAACAAAAUGGUCUUUGCUAUUGCAGCUAAAGUAUAUAUAUUUACCUGAAUGUUUGAAGAUGUUUUCUUGUUAUUUUUGUGUUGGCCCUUAAUUAUAUUGGGCCAUAUAACCUUUUACUGUUUAUUUUGCAGCUUCAACGAGUGAAGCCAGUCAAGGAGAAAUCAGGAGACCAGUCUCCGGCCAUGGAAUCGGCAGUGCAGCUUCUGAGCCGGGACAGUCACACCAUAUCCCACAAUUCUAAGCGGCAUUACCAUGAUGCCUUUGUGUGCAUGAAUAGAAUGCGUCAACGGGGACUCCUAUGUGAUAUCGUGCUUCACGUGGGAACCAAGGAAAUCAAGGGCCAUAAAGUGGUGCUGGCAUCCUGCAGUCCUUAUUUCCAUGCCAUGUUUACAAGUAAGUCCAUGUCUGUGGCUACACGUCUGUUGAUUUGUAGUAAUAUGUAAUGUUAUUGAAUAUGGAUCUUCCAAUAAGGCCAUUGGCAAUAUAUUGAUAAGAAAACCAAACAUUCCAUGUCAAAGAAUAAAAGAUGAAUAAAAGCUAAUAAAUCCAUGGAAAGCCAAAACGUUUAUCUCUGAUUUUUGAAUUUGACUGCCGUCAGCCAAGGACAAAUUGGGUGUAAAUGUCAUAUAAACAAAGUGCAGGAGCAGGUGACAUACACCCACGGGUGCUUAGGGAACUUAGCUCAGCUAUUUUUGAUCAUCAAGGACAUAGACAAUGCCAAACCACUUACAUCCGUUGUUUUUAAGACAUAGUGGAGCGGACUGUGGAUUGUGUUCACCUUUUGCAGAAGCUGUUUAAUAACAGAGUGACCCCUGGACACCUUACUGGACAGAUACCAAGAUGAAAAUAUUUUUUAUUAUUAUUUGAGGGGCAUAAAAUCUUAGCAGCAUAUAUUUGAUUUUUUUUUUUUUUUUGCAUAUAAGCAAACUGUGAAUAAUUUGGAAAAAAUGUCAGAGAGGGUUUCUGGAGACAUUGUAAUAAAUUAUGAGCACAAAGUGGUUUAUAAACAUCUCCAGAAACCAAAUACGGAAUUUAUUUCCCCUAACACAGCCUUUAGCCUGAUGUUUCUUUUUUUUUCUUACAUUUUGUAACUGGAGAGAGAAAUGUGUCUCUGGAGCAUCUCCUGGCAUGUGAAUUUUGGGAGAGGAUGUGAAUUAAUGGCAGUAGCUGCAAAUAGCAACUCCUACCGGGGAGUGUAGCUUCUUCUAAUCUCAGCCAGGCUGAUGCAGUGUUAAAGGCACCCUAAGCAUCAGGAAUACCCACCACCAGAUGCGAAGGAAAAAAGUAUUUAAAUUAUUUACCAGUCUUGAUGAUCUCUACCAAUCCAAUGCUUUCCCCUAUUAACGCAUUGGGAGACUAGUGCGCAUGCCUGGCAGAACCAGGUCUGCACUAAUCAAAUGGUCACUAUUAAACCAUCUGAUAGAAUAGUCGCCUUUAAAUUGGCUAUUGUGGUCUCUUGCCCAGUUUAGCACUGUGUUUAAAAAAAAAACAACUGGUAGACUGUAGUUUGCCCAAAUUAUGUUUUGAUUCUUACUAAUGAGCGCUGUGUGCAAUGAAAAGUGUGAAUGAAGAUUUUCCAUUUGACUUGUAAACCAUGUCUUUCCUUUUGACCUGUAGAUGAGAUGAGUGAAAGCCGGCAGACACAUGUAACCUUGCACGACAUUGACCCCCAAGCCCUGGACCAGCUGGUACAGUAUGCCUACACAGCAGAAAUUGUAGUGGGUGAAGGUAAUGUUCAGGUAAGUGUACACAAAUUAAUAACACUAAUAAAUAACACUAGUAACACGUUUAAACAGGAAAUGUAGAUUUAACUUUCUGCUUGUUCUUUAUUGGGUUCUUGAGAUUAUUCUUACCCAACUCAAUGAUAGUUAUUUAACGUGUUUGGCAGGAUAAAAUCCUGCAGUGAUCUUGAUGGGGAAUCAAACCUGCGACUCUAUCCACUGAACUAUCUGGAAGGCCUUGUGAUACAAGUUGCAAUCUUAUUUUCUUUAUCAUAUGUUUAGAACAUUUGUUACUUUCUUCUGUGAAGUGAUUUAUUGGAAUUAGUUUCCCAUUGUAUCCUCUAAAACAAUCACUUAAAGGGAUGCUAUAGGCAUCAAAAUAACUUUAAUUUAACAGAGCAGAUUGGGUGUAUAGAUUAUUCUCCUGCAGUCUCACUGCUCAUUCUCUGUUAAAUCACUUUUGUUUAGGUUUAUGCAGCCCUUGCCACACCUCCCCUGGCUCUGACUGACACAGCCUACAUGAAAACAAAAUGGUUUCAUUUUCAAUCAGAUGUAACUAACUUUAAUAGCUUUUAUCUCCUGCUCUGCAAGUUAAGCCUUUCUCACACAAAGGAGGCACCAGCAGGGUCUAGCAAGCUUAGCAGUGCAAUAAAUAAGAAAUUUUAAAUUAGACAGAAUUAGCAAUAAAGGAAGUGUAAACAUUAGAUGACUCUUUAUAGGAAGUGUUUAGGAACGGUGUGUAAGUCACAUGCAAGGCGGUGUGACUAGGGCUGUAUACACAAAGUGAUUUAACUCCUGAAUGGCAGAUAAUUGAGCAGUAAGACUGCAGGGGUAUGAUCUAUACAACACUGAGCUCACUCGUUUCCCCCACCCGUAGUUUUAGGGAUGGAGAAUUAAAGUAACAGACUAGUUGGUCUGUCUGGCAACUCAGUCCUUAUCUCAUCCCAAUUGGAUAGGGCAAACACUGAAUUAUAGAUGUUUCCAAAGUACAAUGUCACAGGGAUGCCGUGACACACACCAAUCCUAGUUUAAUACCAACUCCCUGAGCAUCAAAUAUGCUGAAACUACCCACCAAGUAUCACGUCGGUGUGAUUCAAAGGAGGGUGGCUUCUCAAAUGUCUUUAUGCAAAACAAACAGAGACUGAAAAAUAAAGAUUUUAAUACCUACUACAUCGAUGCUGAUCAAAUGCUACUCACUCCACAUCUCCUACAAAGGCAAGGAGCCAUCUUCAAAGAAACCUAGAGGGACACUAUAGGCAGUGGCGUACUAAGAGGGGGGGCGGGGGGGGCGGUCCGCCCCGGGUGCCCCCCCCCACCCCCCCAUGCUGCAGCCGCCCGAGCGCUCUGUACAGAGCCUCAGGCGGCUGCAGCUUUGCCCGGGUGGUGCUUCCAUGAGGGCGGACCGCACCGCCCGGGCGCAGCCUGAGAAAGGGAGCUGACACUCCUGUCAGCUCCCUCACUGCAGCAUGGUCCGCGGGUACAGGGAGCAGCUGUCUCCUGUACCCGGCCGGACUAACAGGAAGUGCACACUGAGGGGUGAGAGAAAAUAGGAGCGGGGGUGAGAGAAAUUAGGAGGGGGGUGAGAAAGAGAAAUUGGGAGGAGGAGAAGGAAAUUGGAGCGGGAGGAGAGAUUGACAUUCAUUACAUACACACAAUGCACCCCUUGCACACAGAAAAACACACAGACACACAUACACAAUCAAUGCAACCGUUACACACAAUGCAUCCCUUACACACACAGAAACACACAAUGCAUUCAUUACACACACUUAAUGCCCCGCUUACACACAUUCAAUGCAUUCCAUACAUACACAGAAACACACCUUGCAGUCCUUACACAUACAAACACAAUUUCACACAAUGCAUUCCUUACACACAUAUCAGGACAUCCCCUACACACUCCACCCCCUGUGAACAAACUCAUUGGUGGAACAUAAAGGUGGACCCUGGGACCCAGACCUUGAGCUGUGUAAAGGACCCCCAAAAAAUGGAGCUGCUUCCCGUUCUCCCAGAACAUUGAUUUUUGUGACCACAGUUACAAACCGCCUCCAGAGAGCCUGUUCUGCACCAGACCAGUGGAGCCAGACUGCAGCUAGAGCCCAUCAUCAUCCUCAUCUGGUUGUAAGUAGGCAAUCUAGUAUAUUAUUUGUGGCACUAAGCUCUAAUUUACCUCACAUUAAAGAAACACUAUAGUCCCCAGAACCACUUCAGCUUAAUGUAGUGGUUCUGGUGUCUAUAGCCUGUCCCUGCAGGCCUUUUAAUGUAAACACGGCGGCACUGCAGCACUGGCGUUAGUUAACAUGGCAAAUCAUAUGGCUGGGGCAUUGUGAUGUCACAUGGGGGGGCGGCAAACUUUACUUUUGCCUAGGGCGGCAAAAAUCCUUGUACCGGCCCUGGCUGGAGGGGGCUGUGUGAGCUGUGGCCGCACAGUGUCCCAUGGUAGUUAGGCCGCACGGAGGAAAUGUGUAUGUGUGACUGUCUGCCUGUGACUGUGUGUGACUGUCUGCCUGUAACUGAGUGUGUGACUGUCUGUCUGUAACUGAGUGUGUGACUGUCUGCCUGUAAAUGUGUGUGUGGGGCUGCAGGGAUUUUGUAGAAGGGGGUGGGGGUUUUGUAUUGGGACAGGAGUCUUUAUAAGGGGGGAUAAGCAGGGGAUUUGUGGAAGGGGGUUGCGGGGGUUUUGUAGAUGGGGCAGUACAGGAUUUGUAGAAGGGGCAGGACAGAGGUUUUGUAGGAGGGGCAGGGCAGGACAAGGGUUUUGUAGGAGGGGCUGACAACGGUUUUGCAAAGUUUACAAAUUGUAAAAAUAAAAGAAAUAAAACCUUUAAUAUUUUUUACAGGUUUAUUUAUUUAUUUAUUUUUUGGGAGGAGGGGGGUGAGGGGGGGUGCCAAGCACAGGAUCCGCCCCGGGUGCCAAAUGCUCUAGGUACGCCCCUGACUAUAGGCACCCCAGACCACUUCAUCUCAGUGAAAUGGUCCAGGUGCCAUUUCCCCAGCGUUUUAACCGUGCAGGAAUGAUAAUGUUUUCAUUGUGGGGUUAAGCUCCCUCCUACUGACAGCCACUAGAGCUGCUUCCACAGAAUCAUGGAGUAAAACUGCACUGUUUACCAUCUGAUUGGUGCAGUGCAUAUUUCUUUUUGCUGCACAUGCUCACCAACCUCCUAUGACAAAAGGAAAGCAAAAUCACCUUUUUAACCCUGACAGUGGGGGACGAGACACCUAAAUGGUGACUAGGGUAUUACAGUGUUGGGAAUGCACAUUUGUAUUCCUAAUGCUAUAGUGUUCCUUUAAGUACCAGCCACAAUGUGAAAAUAAAGACAUAUACAUUAAAAGUGAAAGAGAAAGUGAAAGAGGCUCAGCUUUAAAGCGGCACUGUCAUGCCGAAUCCCGUUUUUUUUUUAACCCCCCUCCCGCCUCCACUACAUCCAAUUGACCCACUAGUCACCCCCAAAUGCCCCUAAGCCCCCCACAUUACCUAUUUUUUAAUCCUUAUUUUCUGCCCCGAUCUUGAUUCAGGGCGCCGCCAUCUUUGUGUGGGUAGAUGAAGUCCCUGUGGGACACGUCACCUGCCCACACUAGACAGACUGUGAGAUUCCCGCACAUGCCCAGUGAAACACCUGGACAUGCGCACGGGAAUUUCAUCUAUUCAUUCAUUCAUCAGACAGACGAAUGAGUGAAUAGAAAGAUCAGCCGAACAAACUAACACUAUGUAUCAGUGUUAGUUUGUUCGUUCAGUUUAUUACAAGGAGGGAGCUACCGGCGUGCAUCUCCCUCCUCGUAAUAUGUAAGUAUAGAAGCGGCAGGGAGCAGUGCUCCCCACCACUUCAUAAGCCCCCCCCAGGUCCCCCUCUCACUCUAUGGGGGUCAAUAUGACCCCCAUAAUAGCACAAGGAAGAUUAAAAUCUCCCAAAUGCCCCUACUCGCUAUACCGCCUGUGGCUGCUCACUGUUGAAAAAAAAUGACAUAAAUUACAAUAAGGGGGGGAGGACCUAUUGUCCUCCCCCCCUCCCCCACCCUGAGCGGCGGGUGGGGGCCAUGAAGAUAAUGGGGGGGGGGGCCUACUGUCCUCCCCCCCGGCCCCCACCCCUGAGCGGUGGGUGGGGGCCCUAAUAAAACAAUAAGGGGGGGUACCUUCUGCCCUCCCCCCCUGGCCCCCACCCCUGAGCGGUGGGUGGGGGCCCCAGUAAAACAAUAAGGGGGGGGACCUACUUCCUCCCCCCCUGGCACCCACCCCUGCGCAGUAGGUGGGGGCCCUAAUAAAACAAUAAGGGGGGGUGGACCUACUGUCCUCCCCCCCGGCCCCCACCCCUGAGCGGUGGGUGGGGGCCCUAAAUAAAGAUAUGAGGGGGAACUUCUGUCCCCCCCCCCUGGCCCCCACCCCUGCGUGGUGGGUGGGGGCCCUAAUAAAACAAUAAGGGGGGGACCUACUGUCCUCCCCCCCUGGCCCCCACCCCUGAGCAGUGGGUGGGGGCCCUAAUAAAACAAUAAGGGGGGGGGACCUACUGUCCUCCCCCCCGGCCCCCACCCCUGCACGGUGGGUGGGGGCCCUAAUAAAACAAUAAGGGGGGGGAACCUACUGUCCUGGCCCCCACUCCUGAGCGGUGGGUGGGGGCCCCAGUAAAACAAUAAGGGGGGGACCUACUGUCCUCCCCCCCUGGCCCCCACCCCUGAGCGGUGGGUGGGGGCCCUAAAUGAAACACCCCAAUCAAGGUGACUAGGGGUCCCAAGCCCCUAGUCACCCCCCCCACCCAAAAAAAACCUAUCCCCUACCUACCCCCCUCACCCUAAAAAUAGUGAGGGGGGAAUAAAAUAACUAACCUGUUAAAAAAAAUUAAACUUACCAUUUGACGUCUUCUUUUUUCUAAAAUCUUCUUUCUUCAGCCCCCAAAAAGGCCAAAUAAAAUCCAUUACACCCGUCGCACUUUAAAAAAAAAAAAAAAAGAACUUCAAAAGAACUUUCCCACGCUGUGUAAAAUGACACAGAGCACUCUGAUUGGGUGGCUUGAAAGCCACCCAAUCAGAGUGCUCUGAGUCAUUUUACACAGCGUGGGAAAAUUCAAAAGAACUUUCCCACGCUUUGUAAAAUGACUCAGAGCACUCUGAUUGGCUUAAACCCACCAAUCAGAGUGUUCUAAGCCUAAUUGCAGGGCGGGGCAAGGCUUUAUAAGCCUUGACCCGCCGUGCGGAGCUCAGUACGCGGCGUGCCCUCGAAGGGCGAACAUGGAUUAAUUUUUUUUUGCGCUCGGUAGGUUUUUUUGGGUGGGGGGGGUGACUAGGGCCUUGGGACCCCUAGUCACCUUGAUUGGGGGGGGUGUUUCAUUUAGGGCCCCCACCCACCGCUCAGGGGUGGGGGCCAGGGGGGGGAGGACAGUAGGUCCCUCCCCCUUAUUGUUUUACUGGGGCCCCCACCCACCGCUCAGGGGUGGGGCCCGGGGGGGAGGACAGUAGGUCCCCCCCCUUAUUGUUUUAUUGGGGCCCGGGGGAGGACAGUAGGUCCCCCCCUUAUUGUUUUAUUAGGGCCCCCACCCCUGCGGGGGCCAGAAGUUCCCCCCCAUAUCUUUAUUUAGGGGCCCCACCCACCGCUCAGGGGUGGGGGCCGGGGGGGAGGACAGUAGGUCCCCCCCUUAAUGUUUUAUUAGGGCCCCACCCACCGCGCAGGGGUGGGGGCCAGGGGGGGAGGACAGUAGGUCCCCCCCUUAUUGUUUUAUUAGGGCCCCCACCCACCGCGCAGGGGUGGGGCCGGGGGGGGACAGAGGUUCCCCCCCAUAUCUUUAUUUAGGGCCCCCACCCACCAAUCAGGGGUGGGGGCCGGGGGGAGGACAGUAGGUUCCCCCCCCUCAUUGUUUUAUUAGGGCCCCCACCCACCGCGCAGGGGUGGGGGCCAGGGGGGGAGGACACUAGGUCCCCCCCCCUUAUUGUUUUAUUUGGGCCCCCACCCACUGCGCAGGGGUGGGGGCCAGGGGGGACAGAAGUUCCCCCCCAUAUCUUUAUUUAGGGCCCCCACCCACCGCUCAGGGGUGGGGGCCGGGGGGGAGGACAGUAGGUUCCCCCCCCCAUUGUUUUAUUAGGGCCCCCACCCACCGCGCAGGGGUGGGGGCCAGGGGGGGAGGACACUAGGUCCCCCCCCUUAUUGUUUUAUUUUGGCCCGCACCCACUGCGCAGGGGUGGGGGCCGGGGGGGGACAGAAGUUCCCCCCCAUAUCUUUAUUUAGGGCCCCCACCCACCGCUCAGGGGUGGGGGCCGGGGGGGAGGACAGUAGGUCCUCCCCCUUAUUGUUUUAUUAGGGCCCCCACCCACCGCGCAGGGGUGGGGGCCAGGGGGGGAGGACACUAGGUCCCCCCCCUUAUUGUUUUACUAGGGCCCCCACCCACCGCGCAGGGGUGGGGGCCGGGGGGGGCCAGAAGUUCCCCCCCCAUAUCUUUAUUUAGGGCCCCCACCCACCGCUCAGGGGUGGGGGCCAGGGGGAGACAGUAGGUCCCCCCCAUCUUUAUUUAGGGCCCCCACGGGCAUGGGGGGUGGGGGGGGUUUAUUAGUUUUUUUUUUUUUGCUUUUUGUUUUUUUUUUACAGUGAGCAGCUAUAAGCUGCUCACUGCUUACUACACAUGCCCCUACUCGCGGUAUAGCGAGUAGGGGCAUAUUAUUUACUAAUACUAAGUCAUCUUUACUUAGUAUUAGUAAAGUUGGCUGAAAGUCCAAUUUAGGUCUUUCAGCCUUUUAGUAGAUAACUCCCUGAUACCGUGGGAAUGAGGGAGUUAUCUACUAAGCAGCUGCAAGAUGCAGCCGCGCCAAUGAAUAGGAUCGGAGUUUCAUUCAUUAGAAUGAAAUUCCGAUCCGAAUAAAGUGCCGAAUUGCGUUCUAAAAGAAACGAACAUACUGUUGUCAUUCAGUUAGAACGCAAUUCGGCAGUUUUGUGUAAAGUGACAAGAAGCAUCGCGGGAACACAGAGGGAAGGUAAGGAUCAUGGGAAAAUUGCUCUGACCAGCGGAAAUGAAGCACACUUUGCUCCUCCGCUGGUCAGAGCUGGUCAAGUGGAGGAAUCCUCCAUAAGGCAAAGAGUCCCUACUUUGUCUUAUGAUUUUAAAAAAAACUAAAGAAGACAGGAAGAAAAGAAUAACAGAUCCUGAGAGAGGGGGAGAAGAGGAAGAGAUUGAGGAAAGGUAAGUUCGGCAUGACAGUGCCGCUUUAACUCAGUAUUUUCCCAGUGAAUGAAAUUUAUGAUCCACUUUUUAUUCUGUAAAUAUAGUCAAACACAAAUAAACCAAACUACUGCUGCAAAAGUUACUUCUUUUUUUUAAAACCCUGUUAGAGAAGAAGGCAUUCUACUGUCUAAAAACAAGUCCACUGCAGUUUCACAAUAACCAAUAGGGGGCACCAAAGCAGCAAUUUAAUUUUUGAGAGAAAGUUUUUUUGUUUUUUUCUUUACAAUAAAGAAAAUUAUUGUAGCUUCCCUCCUUUUUGCUGCCAACACAUCUUCAAACUGCUGAUCGUUGUAGAUAUUUAUUGUAAUAUAUAGCUGAGAUAUUUAUCUGGGCCGCACUACCAGCAUAUUCCGUCUCAUUGAGGCAUAGCUAAUUGCUGUAAUCACCAGGUUGUAGUUAAUGCUAAAGGACCUUUGUGAAGGCAUCCCGCAGAUAACAGUAGUGUUUAUGUUCUUUAUGCCACUCUUAUGAGUAUGAAUGCUUAUUGCUAUUUUUAUUUCUUUAUUACUGGUAUUUAUAAAGAGCCAAACAUUAUAUGUAAUGUGCAUACUUUGUUUUAUGACAGCUGUUCGCUACUCUGGCUGAUUUUUGCAGCUGCCAUCUUUGUCCCAUGGAAACGACAGCCAUGUGUAAUUACUAAACAUUUUGUUAUUCCAGUAAUUAUUAUUAUAUGGCAGAUCCUUUGAUACUUCCUGAGGCAAAUAUAUAGUGUGAACAUUUGUGCUUACUUUUUGUAGCUUUUAUUUAUUUAUUUAUUUUUCCUAACAUCCUUAUGUUUCUCUCCCCAUAUUCAAAAGUGAAAUCCAGACAUGGACCCCAUGCUCGCUGUGCUUAGAGGGGUAUCAGCUACACCUCGCUGACGAGACUGAAAGAAGGCCAAAUUGAUUGUUCGGGGUUGCUGUAUCUCUCGUGCAGAGAAUGUAGUCACACUGUGCAGCACUGCCUCAGGAAGCACCUCUAGUAGCCAUCUGAGGAGUGACCACUAGAGGCGCGCCCAAGCUGACUAUACAUACCAGAACAAAUACAUUAAGCUGUAGUUGCUCUGGUGACUAUAGUGUCCAUUUAAUCCGCGCAUGCGCAUUAGACCCCGCUUGUCGCGGGACGGAUGAGGGGGCAGAGCUUCGACUCAUAGGGACAUAGGUGCUGGGAUAAGGUAACGUUUUUAACCUUUAUUUACCGUUGGGGAGGGGGGAGGCAGAGGAAUCAGUCGUGCCAGGAAGGCAGCUUUGUAUUCCUGGCACUACAGUAUACCUUUAAGUAACAUAUGUUUGUUUGAUUGUAUGUUAAAGGGAAUGAAUCAUCACUUUUUAUAAAAUGCACCUCUAACUUAUAUUAUUAUUUUUUCAUGCGAUUUCCCCGUUCCUUUUAAAUGUGCUGUAAAGAUUUAGCCAUUGACUUUACAAUCCAGUUCAGUCCUGGCUCAGCCAGGAGGAGGAGAGACAAAAACAUUGUUUCUCUCCCUUCACUUGCUACGUUCUCUCUUGGCCAUUGAUUAUCUCCACCUCCAUUAAGCUAAUUGAUACAAGUUGUGAGGAAGUCUUAGGAUAUUUUUUUAUACAUAAAUAAAUACGGGGUUUAUAACUGUGAUGGACAGUGAGCCAAUGUGGGAACACUCUGUUCCAGAACAGAUGUAAACACAGUGGAGUGGGAUCUGUUUUAUUUAUGUUUUAGAUGUCGAAAAACACAUUGGGCAUAGGUUCUCAAACCAGUAUUUAUGACCGAAUAAUAGUUCAGGUAUUGGAAUAGAAAAGGGAAAUGCAUGAAUCCUGUACUGUUGCUUGGCCAUGAUGACUGACGUAGGGAAUAAACAAAAUAUAAAAAUUCUUGAGAAGUAACAGUUCCCGUUUAACACAGCUCUGUCACAACAAACUUAACUUUCGUUAAUCGAUUAUUCUUUUCACCCUGUCUCUCAGUCCAUUCUUCUUUUCUCUUCUAUAUUUUUAAAAAUACAUAAGGCUUCAUGUAUUUUCCUACACUUGACAAAGCUUGAGAAAGGGUGGACCUCAAGGCAAGCUCCAUUUCCUUUGUUAAGUCAAAAUUUUACAGAACACUGACCUGCUUGUUGUGUCCCUUGGGCUCCAAUCUCGCACAUCUCCAGUGUCUUAAACGUGCACCACACAUUAUGGAACAGGUAUGCACAGAAUCGAACGUGCAGGGCAGAAGUCAGAAGAAGGCAGAGAUGAUAUGUCACUGCCAAGCUAAAAAAGAUAAGAUAGUGGCAGAUACUAAGACUAUUCGGCACCGAAAUCUAAGAAAAACUAUAAGGUAAAACUGAGGGACCAAGUGCAAAAAAAAUAUAUUGGGGGACUAAAAAAAAAACCAAAAAACACGCCUAAGUCUUUGACAGAGCCGCUUUAAAUGUGGUGAAAAUAUAGUUUUUGUAACUUCAAUUAUAUUUGUUGUAUCUGACACCAUUGGUUCCAAUCACUUGCUGUUUCGUGUAUUCUGCAGAUUUCUAGGCGUUUGUUUUUUGUUAAUAUUUUUUUCUUUUUCCAUGUCUAAAGUAAUACAGAAGUACAAAUGUAUGGAAACACAUGUCCAUCAAUGUUUACAUUGAACCGUGAAUUGAGGUUUUUUUGUUUACAUGUGCAUAUUAUUCAAGGUGAAACAUUUUGUACUUUUUAAAAGAAAAGAAAAUAUGUUCGGUGUCUCCAAUGCUUUGCUGCUGGUCACCUAACUCUUUAUUAUACUUCGAUGUGAAUGAAUCCAGCUGUGAUAGCUUCCAAGGUCCAGUGUUGACAUACCACCAUAUCCCCUUGCCAGACUCUCCUCCCAGCUGCCAGCCUACUACAACUCAAUGGGGUGAGGGAUGCUUGCUGCAAGUUCCUCCUCAGCCAGCUAGACCCUUCCAACUGCCUCGGGAUCCGCAGCUUUGCCGACACACACUCCUGCAGCGAUCUGUUGAAGUCUGCCCACAAGUAUGUAUUGCAGCACUUUGUGGAGGUGUCCAAGACAGAGGAGUUCAUGCUCCUUCCACUGAAACAGGUGAGACAUGGGGAGUCUUUUCUGCAUUGAUGCCGAUUGCAAUGCUUCUAAUCUCCAUAAUCUUGGCAAUGGCUGGAAAUCCACAUAUUUUGUUCUCAGUUGUUUAAACAUAGCGUGGUGUGAAGAUCAUGGUUAACGAGUCCAGCAGCAUGGGCUGAGAUUGGUCGCCUAGUAUCCCUGUUAGGUCAUAAGGUUCUAUUAGUGUAAAUAGUUAUUUAGCGAGACUUGUACAAUUUUAUCCAUCUUUCUUUCUUUCUAACCAUGUUUCCAGCUCACCUCUCGCUAGGAAAGGUCUUAUAUUUCAAGUUUUUCAGCUCGAAUUUACAUUCACACUACAAGUAAAUUACUCUGGCCUUGUCUAGAGAUGUCUGGAGUUCUAUGGCUGAAACUGUGUUUUUAAUUCCCGUUUUCAUGCAGUCUGCUCGAUGUCAUAUAAUUUCUGAGCGAUCAAUUAGACUCACCCCUCUCUGUAUUAUAUUAUGUUCUGUUGCUGUUGGUUAGGGAAUUUUUUUUUGAUAGAUGCGAUUGGCUGGAGUUGUUUAUGGUCUUUGGAUAGUCCCAUUAAAUUCUCUCAUUUCUUUCCCCUUGCUGUUUCUAUGCUUUCAUUUCUUUCUCUAAUUAUUGUGUCUUUGUGUCCCUAUAACAAUAUGUUGUAGACGUUUUUUUUUUUGUUUUUUUUUCAUGAAUUCUUCUUUUUCUCUACUUCAUUCUCUUGGUAUUGAAUAGGUACUUGCAGUACUUGCAGUUUAUGUCUUUUUUUUCUUCUCUCUCUCUCUCUCUUUUGUCCUCUGUCCCCAACAAAACCACCCUAGAUUGAAUAUUGAUUAUUUUUUUUCUCUUCAUCUUUCCAGAUGAAGAAUUGGUUUCUCUCAUUGAUUCUGAGUAGGUCAUAUGACUAUGUUUUAUACCAGUUGGUUUCUCCUACUCCCUAUUUCAAAUGCAUAUGAGUUUAUUUAAAUCUUUCUUAGAAUAUUGAGCAUUUUCUCUUUUGCUGUUUAUCUCAUCUUGUAGGUGCUGGACUUAAUUUCUAGUGAUAGUCUCAAUGUUCCCUCAGAAGAAGAGGUAUACCGAGCUGUCCUAAACUGGGUCAAACACGAUGUUGAUGGCAGGAGACAGCAUGUUCCUCGGGUGAGACAAUUUGCAAGAAUCUUAUGAGGGUUUAACCAGCUUGAAACUAACCUGCAUUGUUCUCACCAAAGCAUUGCCCCAAACGCAAAUUGCGUUGCGCAUGUUUACAAAAAAAAAAAGAUGUCUGCUUAUCAUGUAAACUUACACAUAUUUAGUACCUGACAUAUAGCACAUUUCUGUUUUGUUUGAUUUGGUAGAAACAUCAAUAAAGUCAUUUUGGAUACGUCAGGAGGUAUUCUUUUUGGAAAUGUAUGUUACAUAGUUCUACCAAUUCACAAACUGGGUACAUAUUACUUUUUUUUUUGCACUGUACAACUUCAUUUUCUUCCUCUUGAUAUUAUUUUUUUUCUUCUCACCUAUUUCAUUAACAUACAAUAGAAAAGUGUCCAACAAUAUUUUUAUUUUAAAUGUUUCCCAUUUAUAUAUGGCUUUAUUUUAUGUCUGUACAUGCUGAGUUUCUUUAUAUUGCUGUCAAGAAUCCUGUAACUGUAACAUAUCUUCUACUGAAUUUCAUUACAAUUCCACAUAUAUUAUGUCAAAUUAUUUAUGUAGGGAUUAGAUGUUUAUAACAAAGGACAUUAAUCUACAGUAAGAAAUAUUACAUACCUGUAUCUAUUUUUUUACAUAUCUUAUCACAUAAGAAGCAGAACCAUUUUCUCUCCACCCCUCAUUCCCCAAUAUUAGGUCACCCACCUCCUGUAUUUCGUCUAUUAAAUACGAGCAGUAGUUAACUCUACAAUUGCUCUCUGCUGUCUGCAGCUGAUGAAGUGUGUACGGCUUCCAUUGCUGAGUAGGGAUUUCCUGAUAAGCAGUGUGGACACUGAGCUGCUUGUUCGUCAUCACUCCGAAUGUAAAGACCUGCUGAUCGAGGCUCUCAAGUACCAUCUGAUGCCAGAACAGCGCGGAGUAUUGAGUAAUAGUCGAACCAGGCCUAGACGCUGCGAAGGAGCCAGCACUGUGCUGUUUGCAGUAGGUAAGGGGCAGAAACCAGUACAUUUUUAUUAAACUUCUUUAAACCGUUGUCCUUCCCCCACCUAUCGAUUAAUUAUUUGGCAUAGUGUCAGCAUAAACCUCUCUGUCAAAGAAUUGCGCGGCGAGGGGAGAGUAGGAGAACAUAUAAACACAAAACAAUAUUUGGUGAUCUCAACAGGCACUUAGUAUAAAUAUGUGAUAGGUGAACAGCAAAAACUCUCCAAAAUUGGUCUGACUCUUCCCACUUAAAGGGACACUCCAGGCACCCAGACCACUUCUGCCCAUUGGAGUGGUCUGGCUGCCAACUCCCACUACUCUUAACCCUGCAAGUGUAAUUAUUGCAGUUUUUUAUAAACUGCAAUAAUUACCUUGCAGGGUUAACUCCACUUCUAGUGACUGUCUGCUAGACAGCCACUAGAGGGCACUUCGCUGGACGUCCUCACGCAUCGCUCAUUUUCCCAUAGGAAAGCAUUGAAAUGCAUUUUCAAUGCUUUCCUAUGGGGAGCGCUAAUGCGCAUUAGGUCUCCCCGGCCAGUGGGCGGGAUUAGUCUCGCCCACCGGACGACGCAAUGCAGAGGAGGAGCGGCGGCGGAGGAGGAAGCAGCAACGAGGGACAUCGUCGGUGCCUCAGGUAAGUUACUGAAGGGGUUUUCACUCCUUCAGCAACCGGUGAUUGGGGGGUGGGAGGGAGAGGGGACCUGCAGUGCCAGGAAAACAGAUUGUUUUCCUGGCACUGGAGUUUCCCUUUAAUUUGAAAGUGCAAAAAUACAGUGUAACCAUAAAAUGAGGUGCGCUCAAAAAGGUAUACAUGAAAAAGAAUACAAAUAACAAUAAUAGUGCAGAACAAUAUAUAAUGUAUGAAAAAUAAUACAUACAAAGAUAAGGAGGCUAUAACCUAAGAAAAGUAUAAAAAAUGCUAUGGAUGUCAGUCUCUAUGGAUAAUCCAGAAAAAGAUAGAAAGAUGUGGAACAAGGAGGGAAGGCAAGCUUAAAUUAAGUGUUGCAGCUAGAACAAAUGCUUAAGUAGUGCCAACUACUAACUGGAUGUAGAGCCCAAGAUUGGUUCUAAUAAUAGCACUUAAAACUCAGGAUGCUCUUGAUACUAGCACCAGGUCCGUUCACUCUGAGAUCCUACGAUAUAACCCAAAACGUGUUCGUAUAGCCACAUGGCUAAUCAAUUAGAAACUCUGCCUAGUUCCAGCAUGUAACUCAAGACGCAUUUCGCACUGGCUUUGCUUCUUCAAAUCAAGAGUAGAAGAGCCCUCCUACAAUUCUCCUUCUUCUAAAAAUGGCAUUGUCUGGUUUGCAGGUGGUGGGAGUCUCUUUGCCAUACAUGGUGACUGUGAAGCAUACGAUACUCGGACUGACCGCUGGCACAUGGUCGCUUCUAUGUCUACUAGAAGAGCCCGAGUAGGUGUAGCAGCCAUUGGAAACAAGCUGUAUGCCGUAGGAGGGUAAGAAAAGACCAAAUGUACAUUUGUUCCCAUAUGUCCUUUAUCCUAUUCCUAGCAAAUGUUCUCUACCUCUUUUAUCAUUUCAGAUAUGAUGGCACAUCCGAUCUUGCCACGGUGGAGUCAUAUGACCCAGUUACAAAUACAUGGCAGCCAGAGGUCUCCAUGGGAACACGGCGCAGCUGUUUAGGAGUCGCCGUACUCCAUGGACUGUUGUAUGCCGCUGGCGGAUACGAUGGUGCUUCUUGUUUAAACAGGUACCAAAGAUUUAAAUUACUAAUGUCAAAUAUUAACUGGACUCAAAGGCUUAAUAUAUUCAUGGAGCGUUGAACUUUGAAUAGAAACUGCUCCUACGGACAAGUUAAAUAUUUGGCAGACGGUAUGCCAUCAGCACUACAUGUAACCUAACAAUGUUAGAUUUGUGAAAUGGGCAAAAGGAUUAUUAAGAAAUUCCAGAAACCCAUAUUUUUUUUUUUUAUUCUUUAUUUUUGAACAGCUCUCCAGCGUGAGAGGAACUGAAAGCACAUAUCAAAAUAAAAAAUAGCAAAUCAAACAGUCUCCACAAUAAUCAGGAAGUAUUACAUUGUCAUACAUCUCUGUGUGGCCUGGCGGGAGAGCUGAGGGUUUCAUGGUUUUUUUUUGUGUAGCUAUGGGACUGUGCGAGUUUGUCCUGUCUAAAUCUGUCUGAGUUAGGUCACGUUGCGGUAGUAAGAUGGCAAGUGUGUUGGCAUUUGUGCUGUUUCUAGAGUGGGUCUUAGGCUCGAUAUAGGGUUGUGUGGGCCAGUAUGUACUAAAAGGUGAAAUGAAUAGGUAGUAGGACUAGGGUACUUGGUUAGUGUGGGUCCAGCGAUAUUAUUUUUUGGACUGCGCUUUGUAAACAAGAAGCCUAUUAUCCUAUGGUGGCUCCACAUGGGUUAUUGUUGCUCUUUAGGGUAACAGGCCCUAGCGAAUGGUUUAAGAGCAGAGAUACUUUUUUUUUUUUUUCAGGUGAGAAAAAGUAUAAUAAGGGAUCUUAACUUAAAUAAAACAACUUUCGAACCGCUCUGAAUCAUAGUCCUUAGUUAAACACAUGAGUUAACACUAUAGGGUCAGGAAUACAUGAGAUCCUUUAAAAAGGAGCACAGACACAUUUGGUAAAAAUGCAGUUACUGAUAAACAGCAGCAAGAUGGAGGCAAAAUACAGUCAUAUUUACUGAUUGAAAGUAGAAAAAGGGUUUAACAGAGUGCAGUCAAACUGUGGUGUUCUGAGUAGAUGUGCAGUAGAAUGUAGGCGAACACAAACUUCAUGCAUGGUCACCUUGUGAUAACUGAAGCAUUGUGAGCAUUGGUGUUUCUCUUUACUCUCAUUGUGAUAUCUUAUUUGUCACCGUUAAUUAUAGUGCAGAGCGUUAUGACCCUCUGACUGGUACGUGGACUUCUAUAGCAGCAAUGAGCACCAGACGUAGAUAUGUCCGAGUGGCAACCCUAGGUAGGUCCUGGAGUGAUAUUUCAGAACCUUCACCAAACUGUAAGAUAUAUUCACCAAAAUAUGUAUUUUCUGAUUCAAAUAUCUUUUUAGAUGGAAAUCUGUAUGCGGUUGGGGGAUAUGACAGCUCUUCACACCUGGCUACAGUAGAAAAAUAUGAACCACAGGUAAGCACAGUAAUUGCCACCAACUGAUCACUGAACCAAUUAACUGAAUUUAAAGCAGAAAAGGUUGGAUUUCAGUAUUUAUGAAUCCCAUAAGAUAGUAUAGUAACCUUUUCCGGACUGCCUGGGUGUCUAGAGCCAUCAGUGAUGUCCUGUUUGGUCUACUGAAAGUAAAACACAGACACCCUGUACAACACAGGCCCAUUAACAGACACCCUGUACAACACAGGCCCAUUAACAGACACCCUGUACAACACAGGCCCACUAACAGACAGCCUGUAAAACACAGGCCCACUAACAGACCCCCUGUACAAUACAGGCCCACUAACAGACCCCCUGUACAACACAGGCCCACUAACAUACACCCUGUACAACACAAAUCCACUAACAGACACCCUGUACAACACAGAUCCACUAACAGAUACCCUGUACAACACAGACACACUAACAGACAGCCUGUAAAACACAGGCCCACUAAAAGACAGCCUGUAAAACGCAGGCCCACUAAAAGACAGCCUGUAGAACAGAGUCCCACUAACAGACACCCUGUACAACAGAGGCCCACUAACAGCCAGCCUGUACAACACAAGCCCACUAACAGACAGCCUGUACAACACAGGCCCACUAACAGCCAGCCUGUACAACACAGACCCACUAACAGACAGCCUGUAAAACACAGGCCCACUAACAGACAGCCUGCGCAACACAGGCCCACUAACAGACCCCCUGUACAAUACAGGCCCACUAACAGACCCCCUGUACAACACAGGCCCACUAACAUACACCCUGUACAACACAAAUCCACUAACAGACACCCUGUACAACACAGAUCCACUAACAGAUACCUUGUACAACACAGACACACUAACAGACAGCCUGUAAGACACAGGCCCACUAAAAGACAGCCUGUAAAACACAGGCCCACUAAAAGACAGCCUGUAGAACAGAGUCCCACUAACAGACACCCUGUACAACAGAGGCCCACUAACAGCCAGCCUGUACAACACAAGCCCACUAACAGACAGCCUGUACAACACAGACUCACUAACAGACAGCCUGUAAAACACAGGCCCACUAACAGACAGCCUGCGCAACACAGACCCACUAACAAACAGCCUGUACAACACAGGCCCACUAACAGCCAGCCUGUACAACACAGACUCACUUACAGACAGCCUGUAAAACACAGGCCCACUAAUAGACACCCUGUACAACACAGACCCACUAACAGACAGCCUGUACAACCCAGACCCACUAACAGAUACCCUGUACAACACAGACACACUAACAGACAGCCUGUAAAACACAGGCCCACUAAAAGACAGCCUGUAAAACACAGGCCCACUAAAAGACAGCCUGUAGAACAGAGUCCCACUAACAGACACCCUGUACAACAGAGGCCCACUAACAGCCAGCCUGUACAACACAGGCCCACUAACAGACAGCCUGUACAACACAGGCCCACUAACAGCCAGCCUGUACAACACAGACUCACUAACAGACAGCCUGUAAAACACAGGCCCACUAACAGACAGCCUGCGCAACACAGACCCACUAACAGCCAGCCUGUACAACACAGACUCACUAACAGACGGCCUGUAAAACACAGGCCCACUAACAGACAGCCUGCGCAACACAGACCCACUAACAAACAGCCUGUACAACACAGGCCCACUAACAGCCAGCCUGUACAACACAGACUCACUUACAGACAGCCUGUAAAACACAGGCCCACUAAUAGACACCCUGUACAACACAGACCCACUAACAGACAGCCUGUACAACCCAGACCCACUAACAGAUACCCUGUACAACACAGACUCACUAACAGACAGCCUGUAAAACACAGGCCCACUAACAGACAGCCUGCGCAACACAGACCCACUAACAAACAGCCUGUACAACACAGGCCCACUAACAGACAGCCAGUAAAAGACAGGCCCACUAACAGACAGUCUAUAAUACACAAGCCACUGAGAGACUGUCUGUAAAACACAGGCCUACAAACAGACAGAAUAAAAAGAUGACAGUUUAACAGACACCAAGUAAAACCCAAUAACUGUCAUCCAGUGGUGGCUGGGGAAGUUUUAAGAUGGUGGGAUAUCAGACUCCUCCCCCAAUAUUUUACUCUUCCCUAUUCAUACGUUGAAGAGGCCAAUAGUAUGCCUCCACUCAUGGGCAGCUGGCUCUGCUGUCUAAAUGGCAACUCAUUGGAAAUUCCUCCUUAACAGAGAGAAGGAGGAGCAAAACCUGCUUUCUGUCAUGCCAAAAUGCUCUCACCGCUACCAGUGAGGGGAAAGUGUCCUGCAGAACUGAAACCUAUUACAGAAUUAAAGAAACAGUACAUUUUCCCCAUUUAUUAUUAUAUAUUUUUUUGCUUACCACCCCCCCUUCUGGAAAAGGAAUCUUAGUGUUUCUAAACUACUGCAAAUAAAUGUUUUGCCCACAUUAACCCCUUAAUGACCUAGGACGGUUCAGGACCAUCAUCUGCAUUUUUGCAUUGCCGACCGGUGACGGUCCUGAACCGUCCUAACGGUCAGAUGUACUUACCCAAUCGCCGUCAUUCCCCCGGCGGCGAUCGGCGGUGCUCCCGUUGUGGGGAGACUGCCUGCAGCCCAGACAGCCUGCUCCCCAUGGUGGAUUAGGACCCCUGGGGCCAUGUAAUCGCUCAACACAGCGAUCACAUAGCCACAAUAGGUGUCCAUGUGUCUGCCUGCAGGAGGACUGCCUGUGCUGACAGGCAAUCUCCCUGCAAGUGUAAAAAAAAAAAAAAAAAUACAUGUUAAUGUUAAUAAAAAAAAUAAUAAUAAUUAUAUAUGUAUAUAUAUAUAUAUAUAUAUAUGACAUAUAGACAUAUAUUAUAUUUAUAUAAUAUAUGUCUAUAUAUCAUAUAUAUAAUGUCAUACUAAGUGUAUUUUUAUAUUAAUGUACUUAUAUUAAUAUAAAAAUACACUUAUAAUUAAAUUACACACGUGUAUAUAUAUAUAAUAACUAUAUAUAUAUUGUGUAUAUAUAUUAUUAUAAAAUACAAAUAAUAAAGAAAUUAAAAUAAAUUUUAAAAAAUUAAAAUAAUAAUAAAUUUUUUUUAAAAAAUUAUAUCUAUAUGAAAUUUUAUUCUAACAGUAUUUUGAUAGUAAUAUAUAUAUAUUUAUAUCAAAAUACACUUAGAAUGAAAUUGUAUAUAUAUCUAUGUACAUAUAAAUAAAUAAAAAUAAUACGAAAUAUACACAUGUCCAUAUACAAAAUUACAUAAAUAAUUAUAUAAAUAUACAUGUAGACUUCAAAUAUAUAAAUAUGCAUAUAUAUUUAAAUUCUACAUGCGUAUUUAUGUAAUAUUUUUACAUAAUUAAGUAAUUUUAUUAAUUGCAACUUGAGGGACCUGCCUGCCAACCCAGGCCGAAAGUCCAGAGAAUUUAAUUUGCUAGCACUGUAUUUUACCCUGUAACUUUCUAUGACACCCUAAACCUGUACAUGGGGGGUACCAUUUUACUCAGGAGACUUCGCUGCACACAAAUAUUAGUGAUUUAAAACAGUAAAACAUAUCACAGCGAUGAUAUUGUCAGUGAAAGUGACUUUUUUCGCAUUUUUCACACACAAACAGCACUUUUACUGAUGAUAUAAUUGUUGUGAUAUGUUUUCCUGUUUUAAAACACUAAUAUUUUGACACAGAGUGGGACCUUCAUGGAGAGAAGUCGCAUGUCGGCUGAGCUCCGAGCUGAAAGCGGCAAAUAACCUAGCUAACGACUACAAAAUAGACGGUGCACCGCCGAAAACUAAGCAUACCCCUGCACAACAAUAUGGGGAAACGAUCAAAGAAGCUGAAAGCAUCCUCGGACGACGGCACGCGUCGAAUAGGAGACAUAUUCCUGGCGAGGCCUAAAACCAAAAUGGCGGCAGCGCCAGACUCCCCAGGCCUAUCCUCGGACGAAGACCCACUGGACUCCCCAGAUGCCAUACCUGAGGCAGAUGACCCUUUCUCCGCCGUGCAACUAGGGGACCUGGGGGCUCCCGCAACGAAGGGAGACAUCCUGGGCCUUCUGAAACACCUGCGCACAUGGUUCCGUACGGAUAUGGCGCUGCUCCGUGAGGAGGUAACAGCCGUGACGGACAGGGUGAAGGCCACAGAGGAGGAUAUCACCUCCAUGGCACAAUGCCAGACAGACGCAACAGAGCAACUACAACAACUCCAAGGCUCACACCAGGCCCUGCAGGCCAGAGUCAAUGCGAUGGACGACUCUAGGAGACGAAUCAACAUAAAAGUAAGAGGCAUCACAGAAGCUGUCAACGACACGGAGCUACCCCACUUUAUUAGGCGCCUCCUGUCGGAGACCCUGCACCCCAAACAGGCGAAGAACCUGCAACUAGAUGGAAUACUCAGACUCCCCAAGUCCGCAAGGGCUCCAGCAGACGCUCCCCGCGAUGUCCUCCUGAGAUUCCAGUCCUUACGCGACAAACAAGCACUGUUGGACGCCAUCAAGAACAAGAGCCCGCUCAAAUUUGAGGGCUCCCAACUAACCUUUCUCCAGGAUCUCUGCAGGGCAACGUUGGAGUGGAGACGCUCUAUCAGCCAGGUCACCAAGACCCUUCGAGAAGCAGGCAUCCAGUACAGAUGGGGCCCUUCCCACACACUCGUAGCCACACAGGGCGAGACCACCCGCCGACUCACCUCAGCUGCUGACGCCGACCCAUUCCUCCACAGCCUGGGGCUCAACCGGCACAAGCCCGAUACAGCCAAACCUGGACAUUCCUGGGACAUAUCCAACAUAGUCCCCUUUGUACCUCGCAAUGAAGCCGACACAGGAUGAGACGCCCCAACCAGACCCGGGCUCACAAUACCCCUCUGGUAGAGGGAAGUGCCGAAGGACUGGCAGGCGAUAAUACCUCUUAAUGUUGACAUAGUCGUAAAGUUUAAAUUUUAUGUAGGCAUGUUCAGUCAAAGCCAUCCGGCUACUAUAACCUAAUAACGUCCCCACACCACUUCUUGCCAGACACACCACCCGACUACCCCCCCCCACCAACUCAGGGGCCCUAGAGCGAUUCAAUAGCUACUCCACCCAAACGGGAACGAUAAACCAGCUCCCAAAUCCAAGCAGCACACCCCCCCUUCACAGCAAUAGACGCAGCACACGAACCAGCAUGCAUCCUCACCAAACAUCUAUAACACAACGCUGCUAUCAAGGCACACCAAGAGGGCUACUCUCUAGGUGACACACUCGGAAGCUGCGACAACCUACCUGCUGGAGUACUAGCCCAAUAGAACCUAAUGCCUGCAGUAGCCCGCACCUUGGGACAAUUGACUAGCUAGCUAACUCCCUGCCCCCCCCGCCACACUGACCGGCCAUACACUUAUAUAUUGUGCCCCAGUGGCAUACCGAAUAUGUACCCGUAACUCCACCUGAUAGGGCUAGGAACGCACCGCGUAACACACGGUGAACAAACUAAAUCCAACCUAUCCAAGGGAUAAGACGGAGAGCCUACUCACUUACACAUUGGACCACACACCUCAAAACCACAGUACACUUAUAUUACAGUCAGUGUGGACUAACAACAGGGCAUAGCUGAGCACACUCCAAUCACACCACAUAUUCUAGCAACUGUAGGCCUAGACUGUUUUUUCUUGUUCUGCAAUGUAGUAAUUUUAACAAAAAUGUGCAGUAAUAUCACGUGCCAUUCACAUGUAUAUUAAUGUUUUAAUCUGUUUGCCCAAGCUGUUGUGGCACGGCAAGCUUGAUUGUCAUAUUCAUGCACAAUAAAAAUAAAGAAUUUAAAAAAAAAAAAAAAAAACACUAAUAUUUGUGUUCAGCAAAGUCUCCCGAGUAUAACAGUACCCCCCAUGUACAGAUUUUAUAGCCUUUUUUUAAAGUUACAGGGUCAAAUAUAUGGGUCAAAUAUUUUUACAUUGAAAAUGGCCAGGUUGGUUACGUUGCCUUUGAGAGCGUAUGGUAGCCCAGGAAUGAGAAUUACCCCCAUGAUGGCAUACCAUUUGCAAAAGAAGACAACCCAAGGUAUUGCAAAUGGGGUAUGUCCAGUCUUUUUUAGUAACCACUUGGUCACAAACACUGGCCAAAAUUAGCGUUCAAUUUAGUUUUUUUACUUUUUUCACACACAAACAAAUAUGAAUGCUUACUUUGGCCAGUGUUUUCGACUAAGUGGCUACUAAAAAAAACUGGACAUACCCCAUAUUGAAUACCCUGGGUUGUCUACUUUAAAAAAAAUAUGUACAUGUGGGGUGUUAUUCAGAGAUUUAUGACAGAUAAUAGUGUUACAAUGUCACUAUUGAUAAAUUUGAAAAAAAUUAUGUUUUGAAAUCGCAAUAUCCUACUUGUACCUAUAGCCCUAUAACUUGCAAAAAAAAAGCACGUAAACACUGGGUAUUUUAAAACUCAGGACAAAAUUUGGAAUCUAUUUAGCAGUUUUUUUCAUUCGCUUUUGUAGAUGAGUAAAAAAAUUUUUCAUCAUAUUUUUUUAUUUUUUUUUAAAUUGUAAAAAGAGGCCUGGUCGCAAAUGUACAACAUCGCAAAAACAGUCCAGUCCUUAAGGGGUUAAAACUGUUGGGCGCUGCCUCAAGUGCCUAUAUGGAAGACCCUCUCCUGCCAUCACCUACUAAAACACAGACCCACUAACAGACUGCAAGUAAAACACAGACCCCACUAAUAGUCAUCUAGUAACAUACAGUCAGUGAACAUACACAUUGUUAAGAAAAAUACAGCCACAUGUUAAAAUAAAAAAACAGGCGCACAGCCACACUUGUUUCCAUAUGUAAACAUGUUGACCAAUUCCCUAAAUUGUAUAACCAUAAAAGAGAAUUGACAAAACAUACUGUAAAUAUCAGGGGGCAGGACAAAGAGAGCUGUACAGAACAUGAGAUCUCUAUUAAAAUAAAAUAUAUAGAAUUUAGUUUCUCACCUGUCAGUAUAUUAUCAGGCAGGUAUACUAGUUAGGUAUAGCUUCGAUAAGGACCCUGUAUUAUUUGGGAUAAUAUAUACAACUCUGUAUCUUAUGCUUUUAAUCUCAUGUCUGGCAAGUGCCGUCACUGUAUUUUUCUUUAAAUAUGUAAAACGUAUUAUAUAUUCUGCAUUAUGAACUAGCUAUCUGGAGAAUAGUAAAGUAAUUUAUCAUAUUGUUUUACAUAUAUUAUGUUGUUGUUUUAUUAGGUUUUUAUAUGUUACAAGUAAUUGUUAUAUUUAUAUAGCAUAUAUGACUUGGAAGGAGCAGUUUUUAUGCUUUUAAUAUUGCCCACAUUCACCCUUUUCUAACUCAAUAUACAACUAAGGCACUUGUUCAUUCGCUCAUCAUUUCCCGACUUGGCUAUUGCCACUCACUACUUAUUAGCCUUCCAAAUACCCUCACUGGCCCUCUCUAGUGUGUAAUGAAUGCUGCCGCCAGGCUCAUCGUCCUGAAUGACCGCUACUCACACACCUUACCCCUUAAUCAUUUAUUAUAUUGGAUUCCUGUACCCUUCAGGAUCAAUUCAAACUGCUAACACUAAUCUAUAAAGCCCAUCACUCCUCACUACACUUUUUUACUCAACAAAUACACUAAGCAUGACUAAACCCGGGUACCCCCCUAAUCUAAAUUCGACCCACCCAUUCCUGUCAAGGCCAUACCUCUUCCUGUUUAAGACCAACACACACUUUGAUUGACAGACUCACACCCUCACUGAUACAUAUACUGACACACACUCACAGACACACACAUCCUCACUAAUUUGACACACACGCACACAUACUCACAGACACAAUGACAGAAACCCACUCACACAGACACACACACAUUCACUGACAGACACACACACACAUUCACUCACAGACACACAAAACGCUGCUCCCAAGGAAAGUGCCGCCAUAGGCAAAUGCCUUGUUUGCCUCACGCUAAAUACAGUGCUGCCUCUUCCCCACUGACAUGCUGUUAUUUCUCUUGGGUGUCUUUACCUAUUCCUCAUAGAUUGUUAGCUCAUUUGAGCAGGGAAUUCUUCACCUCUUGUCUCUGCUAUAUUCUGAAAGUAAAUUACUUGUUGUCAUUGUCAAAAAAUACAGCCACUCACAGCCACAUGUUAAAAUAAAACAAAACAGGUACACAGCCACACUUUUCUGUCCAUAUGUGUACAUGUAGUCUAAUUCCCUAAAUUGCGUAACCAUUUUAUAAUUGUAAAGAGUUGCGGAAUCUGUUGCGGAAUCUGUUGGCGCUAUAUAAAUGAUGAUGAUCAUAAUAAUGUUGUUGUUGUUUGUUUUUUUUUCUGUGACUUUUUGUAAGAGGGUACUGUUAAACUAUUCCUUUUUUAAAAUUUAUUUUUGGUUUUAAAUUUUUGUCCAUAAUUCGGUAUUCGUGCUUAACAAGUACAAACUUGCCCUCAUCUUGAGGCUCACUAUUGUCUCCCUUACCUAUAAAGUCAUCUGGGUAUCUUGGCUUUUUUCUGAAAAAUCAAAGUAAAGUAACACAGAGGCUUAAUGAUAAUUCAAUUACUUACUAAAAGGGAACAAUAGCACGUUUACAGAAAUGCCACUUAAGUGCCAGUUUGUGAUAACAGAAGGCAAAUACAUGGCUUCACUUCCAUUGUGUGGUAAUCUUGCUGAGGUUAUGAUGCAGUGAUCUGCCCUUUCUUAGCCUUCCUCCAUUCUGUUACAUUAACAGCAUUAAUUCGCUAUAAUUCCUGUAAGUUUUAGCUCACCCUCCCCUUAAAGGGACUCUAUAGAUACUAGAACCACCACAGCUUAAUGUAGUUGGUCCGGUGUAUAUAAUAUGUCCCUGCACGUAUUUUAAUGUAAACACUGCCUUUUCAGAGAACCAAUGUAUCUCUAUGAGAAGAUGCUGAUUGGCGUGCAUGCACAAUAACAUCCUUAUGCUUUCCUAUGGUAAAGCAUUGUAUUGGCUGAGAUCAUGAAAUUUGACUAUCUCAACCAAUGAGAUAAGGCCGGCUGCGAAGAGACCCAUUCGGCGCUGGAAAUAAGGUGAGUUUUACACCUUUUAAUGAAGGCAAAAUGGUGCCUGGGGACAAAAUGGCGCUUUUAGACCUAUAGUGCCAGGAAUACAUAUUUGCAAUCUUUCUGUGCCAUACAAAUCUCACCUGACAAACUUCUAUAGUUUUCUACAGUUUUCCAAACAUCAAUGGAACUAUUAACAAUUUAACAGAAUUCAUGUUGUAUGAGGCCUUCCAUAAUUAUAUUAUCUUAAACCUGUCAAAUGUAAAUAUACAUACCAAGUAGUAAUGUAUUUUCAGCCACAAAAUAUGUAUUAUAACCUCUCAAAACACAACUAAAUACUGUAUAUAAUGAAAUGACAGGCUUAGUAGAGAAAUACUAUAUUUUGUACAGGUCAGUUCUAGAAUAUUUAAAGUCAGAUCACAAAUUGAAAAAAAAAUGUUACAUUGGUUUGCUUUGGAAUUCUGAUAACUCAGAACUUUUUUGUAAUUAGAUCAUAUUAGAUAAAGUAAUCCUUCCUGCCUGCAACUCACUGUGCAGUUAGUUAAAGGGACACUAUAGUCACCAGAACAACUACAUCUUAAUGUAGUUUUUCUGGUGAGUAUAAUCAUUACAUGCAGACAUUUUCAUGUAAACACUGCCUUUUCAGAGAUGGCCACUGGAGGUGCUUCCUGGGGCAGUGCUGCACAGUAGGUAGCACUGCCAUUCAGCGUCUCCAUGCUCUGCAUGGAGACGCUGAAUUUUCUAAUGAAUCUGUAUGAGGAGGUGCUGAUUGGCCAAAAUAGUGUUUGGCCCUGCCCACAUCACACCUCCUUGCUGAUUUUAACCAAUCCAAUGCUUUCACUAUGGGAAAGAAUUGGAUUGGCUAAAAAUCUGCAAUUCUGAUGAUGUCACCAAAGAGGCAGAUCGUGGGCAGCACCAGCGGACACGCGCAACGCUGGAAAUAAGGUAAGUUUUAACCCUUUCUAAGGAGCUAGUGGGGGCAACCCACCUGAAUGGUAAACUUAACACUAUAGGGUCAGGAAUACAUGUUUGUGUUCCUGUGACAUGGUCCUUUAACAUCGAAUGUGCUUGUGAAUGGGUAUGACUACAAGGAACUGUGUAAUCUCUGUCUUAGCCAUAUCUCCAGAAGGGGCCGGACUGUGGGUGGCCAAGGACACUUAGUUCGUGUUUUUUUUUUUGUGAAUAUGAUUUUUAUUCAUUUUGCGUAUAUUAAUGUUCGGUGAGACGCGCAGGUCUCCAUUGCAUGCUAUUAUAAAAGGUAACAAGUUAGGCUCACAGGCCCCAUUACAGAAGGACUCACAGGUCCCCAUUUUCUGGUAUUUACAUUUGUUUGGGAAUAUAAGUUAAAUAACGUUUUCAUGAACUGGGUGAACAUAAUGCUUUGUAAUCGUCCUUGAACCAGAUUAAUCAGUCUUUGAUUAGGUGUCAGUGUUUGUAGGCUACCCCUAUGGCCCCUGUCCACGGCGUCUCACCGGGCCCUGUGUCCUUAGCUAUGUGUCAUCUUAGUUUGUGUUUUAACUGCUCGAACAUGAUUUAACACCAAAUGGAGUGACUAAUUCAAAGAAAUGAAAUGGUUAUAGUGACUACAGUGUCCCUUUGAGAAUCCUCUAAAUAUUUGCAGUUUGUGCACAUGUAACUUGCCAAUUCAUAAAUUUCUAAUGUAGGACCCGCACAGAGGAAGAGAUGUCGGACAAAAUGGGGGCUGAUGUGAAACGCUCACGUUAGUGUAAAGAUGACUUGAGGGACCAGAAAUCAAUGGGGGGGAAUACAAUUGCACCCCAGUGGAGAGAACCUGACAGUUCUAUUAGGUCAGUGAUGCUAACGGAUUGAGUAAGUAAACCUCCCUGGCUUUUCGAUUGACAGCUGGAAAAUGUUUAAAAUUCUAACUAUAAACGUGCAAAUUGCUCAAUGAAGGAUGCACCAAAAUUUCCGCUGCUGGAAAUUUCGGCCGAAAAUUACAGCCCUUUAACCCGGCACUACCUUACUGACAGCCCCCCAACCCGGCACUGCCACCACUGACAGCCACCACUGACACAGAUCCUGGUGGGGAAGUUCCUGUGCUGUUUCCAGGCCCGACUGUGGCCCACCCAUGUGUGUCAGGCAGUGAGCGGGCUUUUCCCGGUGUCCCAAGUCUGGGCUGCCCACGGGGAGCGGCCCUGGCGGGGAAUGGAAGACAGGGAGGACCCCCGACUGUUACCUGUCACAGGGAAUCCUACCAUUCGCUGUCACUCCUUAGCGCGGCUGCCAUUCACUUUGCAGCCAUUACCUGGGAUCCCGGGAUUCACCAUCCGAGUCCAGCGAUGGAGGGGGCCUCGGGUACCGGCGGGGAGCUUAGUGCGGGGACCCCAUCUGCCAGGGGAGAGAGCCAGCACGGUCUGCAGUUCUGCUGGGUGUGAGCUGCAGACUGUGCUGUAUCUCACAAUCUCUGGCCAAUCAGAGCAUUGUCGCGGGUUACCACAGCAAUGCUCUGAUUUCUGGAUAUCACGACAUGCAGCACAGUCUGCAGCUCACACCGUGCGGACCUGCAGACUGGGGAGACAGACCACUGGACCACCAGGGAGCAUGGACACUGGACCACCAGGUAAAGAGAAAAAAAAAGGUAUUUCUAACAUCCUCCCUCACUGUCACCAGUCACCCCCUCCCUCAGUCACUGUGUCACCCCUUCCCUCAGUCACUCUGCCACCCCCUUGCUCAGUCACUCCCUCAGUCACUCUGUCACCCACUCCCUCAGUCACUCUGUCACCCCCUCCUCCAGUCACUCUGUCACCCCCUCCUCCAGUCACUCUGCCACCCCCUCCUCCAGUCACUGUGCCACCCCCUCCCUCCCCCAAUCACCCUGUCACCCCCUCCCUCAGUCAUUCUCACCAAUCACCCCCUCCCACGGUCACCAGUAACACCCUACCUCAGUCACUGUCACCAGUCACCCCCUCCAUCAGUCACUCUGUCACCUCCUCCCUCAGUCAUUGUCACCAGUCACCCUCCCUCACAUGCCUCCCCUCAGUCACUCUGUCACCCCCUCCCUCCAGUCACUCCUGUCACCCUCCCUCAGUCAUUGUCACCAGUCACCCCCUCCCUCAGUCCUCUGUCACCCCCUCCCUCACAGUCAUUGUCACCAGUCACCUCCCACUCCAGUCACUCUGUCACCCUCCCUCGGUCAUUGUCACCAGUCACCCCCUCCCUCAGUCACUCUGUCACCCCCUCCCUCAGUCAUUGUCACCAGUCACCCCCUCCCUCAGUCACUCUGUCACCCCUCUCUCAGUCACUCUGUCACCUCCCUCAGACACUGUCACCAGUCACCCCCUCCAUCAGUCACUGUCACCUCCUCCCUCAGACACUGUCACCAGUCACCCCCUCCCUCAGUCACUCUGUCACCCCCUCCCUCAGUCACUCAGACAUAACUAUUUUAAAAUCAUUUGGGAGAAAAAGUCAUUAUCGGUUUUGGUUUUCGGCCAUGGGCAUUUUGGGUAUUCGGUUUCGGUUUCAGCCCAGAAUUAUCAUUUCGGUGCAUCCCUGUUCUCAAUGAAAUCAGUACUCUUAUAAACUGCCUUUCAAAUGAGAUACUCCAUAGACAUAAAGCACUUCAGCCGGCUGUGUGUGACAUGGUCCUUUAACAACGAAUUUGCUCAUUAAGAGACAAAUAUUAGUUUUUUCACUUUUUAUUCUUGCUUUUAUUGUCUUUAUGUCCAUAUGAACCGCAAAAUUUAAGUCUAUGUUAUAAAUAUAAUCAGCUUUACUGUUUGUAUUAAAAUGCAUUCGGCAUUAUAAGCAACACGACUACAAUUAGGCAAUAAGCAGCAGUCAUUCCAUUUCUAUAGGCAGUCUUCUUCUAAGAACAAUUAUCCAGUGUGGGAAAGAGAUGGUUUAACCUUAAGCUGACCGCUUACAGCUGUGAGCCUUGUGCAGCCUAAUAGCUUAGGGCUAUAGUGUCCUAACCGCACUGUAGGAGCACACACUUGCUUUAGUACCAAAACGAAUUGUUGAAAUUGCCCACUGGAGAUUUAUCAAAGUGUUCUGGUGCAGACGUAAAAAGAGAGGAAUCACAUAUGUGAUUUUGAUUGCCCGACGUUUAGAACUUUGCACCAUUAGAACAUAGCACAGUGUCGCAUCUUUAUUAUUCUAAGAAUAUGUUAAUACGUUUGAAAUCACAGUGAGGUGGGGGUUUGCAUUUCUCAAAUAUUAUAAAUGCAUACUGUGCAUAUCAUUAAACAGUAAUCACCACCAGUACCAUCCUCCAAAAACUGAGGAGUCCUGUUCCCAAAGAAGAUGUAUCUCGGUUGAAAUCUGUUGGCACACUUAUUAUUUUAAGCCCUUAUAAUAGAGGUUAGUUUCCCCUGGGUCAAGACCCAAAAUUGUAUCCAUGUGCUAUUUCGGUGGAUCCCCAGUGGAUUGAACAACAAUAUUAUCUUCUUUAUACUGUAAGCAUCUGACCAUUAUGUAUUGUUAACUGUAGUGACCCGGCCUUCUCUCAUGUAGUGGAAUCCCCUUUGGCUACAGUCUAACCAAUUUAUUUUGCUAAUUAAUUUUAUAAUAUAUAUAUUUUUUUACAAUAGAACAAUGAUGGAUCACCAGGCUAAUUUUAUUAACUUUUGAAAGGGUCUUCAAAUCUAUCCAUAUUCCUUAUUUCUGCCAACCCAAGAACCUGUUUUUGUACUGUGGGCUAUGAUUUUAAAUCACUUGCAAUGCAGUAGAACCUCUUUGGAGCAAGAACUGUCAAUCACAUUUAUACUUGUUGGAUGCUAGAUUCAGAGGUCAUUGGUGUGUCUUCUCCACCAGAUGUAACACAGCAGCAAAACGUUUCCAGUUUGACAAGUCUCCAUAACUGGACUAGCAGUGUAAAAUCCAAUUUCACAUGAUCUUGCAUCUGAAGCAUUAUAAUUUGUUUAACCCACUUAAAAUAUAUAGAUUUUGUUUCUGCACGUAAUCCAGAAUUAACUCAUGACUGCAAUGCUGUGAUGGAAUAAGUGAACCCCUGUGCGUGCUCUACCCCAGGUUCCCAGCAGGGAGAGACCUUUUCCCUGUAAUGCACUAAUUAGUGUGAACUCAUCUUCAUUUUGUUGUUUCAUAUCAUUUCAAUGCUGAUGAUUUCUAAAGGUUUUUAAUUAUCUUUUCAGUUAAAGUGGCCCUGUCACUUCAUAAUAACAAAAAUGUUAUAACGAUAACAUCUUUAUGAGAUACUCGUGUUUAUUGCAAUCGAAUUUCACAGAAAUUCCAACACAAUCAAACUAUAUCAUAAGACACUGUAGGGAUUACUUUAUAUAAUGGGCAAGUCUGGAAUUACUAAUCUUUUUUUUUUUUUGUCAAUAAUAUGAGAAAACUAAAGUAAAAUGAAACAGGCUUAGUCAAGCAGCUAAUACCAAACCGAUCUACCCCUGCAAACUGUACAUACUAGUUAGGUGACAGACAGAUAAGACAUGUCUAUAUAUAUAAACACAAAAAGAAUUCAGCGCUAGUAUUCACAAAAUUAGUCAGGGUAGGCAGCAACCCAAAUGAAGGAAAACCCCUCGGGUCCUUCGGUGGAUAGAUACAAAAAGAUAUGGAAGGGCUGCGCCAAAUAAGGGUAGAUAGUCCAGUAAAGUAUUGCUAGGGUGCCAAUAGAUGGUCUAGGAUACUUGAUAGAGUUCCUCUGUGGAUGCGUCUAGUGUAGACCGUUCCGUAUAUGUAAAUACAAGAGAGGUAGAGGCGACUAAUGGUAUAGUAUGAAAGUUCAGGGUGUGAUAGGUAACAAAAAGUAAAGAACUCACAUUCAAGAGAGCUAUGGCCAGCUCUGGUGUGGAUUGUGUACAGCGGUAUAAUCCCCGCUUAUGGGAUAUGUAGGGAGGGGGUCUCCGUCAACACCGUCUGGUAGUCCAGAACUCGGAAAAGAAAGACAGAAAGCAACAAUAGUGCUCUCAAUUUUGAUGUGGUUCAAUGUGCAGAUAAGAAGAGGUAAAAAAACUCACAUUUGAGGGAGCUAUGGCCAGCUCUGGUGUGGGCAUUCAACAUAUGGAGUUAGUGCUGGCAGAAGAGCUUUGCCCAAGAGAGGCCAUUCCCGCCUUUCAUCCCCUCCACUUUCCAUCUCUUUCAUUGUGUUAUGUGAUGGCUGAUGCAGGCGUGCCUCCAAUUUUGCCCAGAACUGCUGGAAGAUCUCGUCGAGUCGUUGGAGUUUGCUCCGUCGUGGCAUGUUGAUUUUCUGGAGGCUGCUUGGGUGCACGCUUUGAUGAGGGGAGCUUGUCCGCCAUCUUGUCACUGCCAGUCAGGCUUAGUCUGCGUUUUGUUGCAGGGAUCGGCAGAUGUCUGUGCUUGGUUCCAGUAUGGACCAGGAUAACCCCCACCGGUCCAGAGGAAACGGGACUGAGGUGCUGAUGCAUCAAGGGGCUGUUCUGCGGCGUCCCUCAGGCAGGUAAGGUGGCGAACGUCCACCUCAUCCGUGGCCCAAGUAGGCCGCAGGGUCCGGGUGCACCGUCGGUGUCUGUUGCCGCUCAGGUCUCUGCUGACCACUCGGAGGUACAGGUUGGGGCGAUAUUUCGCUUUUUAGUAGCUUGUUUGCAUGUUUCUGGCAGGAGCUCGUCGAAUGUGCGACCAGCCAGCAUGGUGGUCCGGCCCAGCCCCCGGAAUUACUAAUAUUGACAAAACACAGACCUUGUUUUGUCGCAAGUAACUUUCUGGUGAAAUAGGCAUCUUACUGCGCGUCAUGUAAGAAGAUCUAUGCAGAUCCCGCAAUGUUCUGUACACCUUUUUGCAUGUGCAAGAGUACAACAUUGACGGAAGAUGAAUGGAAAUGAAAGUUGUCAGUGCCCGCAAGGGAGAGUUUUCGGCAAGUAUAUCUUCUUUAGGAUUCUCCCCAUGGCUGCCGCAAGCGGGCAAGUCGCCUUUGAGAGUGUUUGCAAAAAUACUAUGACCCCUAAAAGUCAAAGGUCCAAUUUAAAGUGUACUCUAACAAAAAAAACAUAAAACACUUGUUUUGGUUUGGUUAACACUUUCUGAGAUGGUCCACCCCUACACAAACACAAAUUUAAAAAAAGCAUGAACUUACUUCCAUUCCAUGACCACCUCUAAGCUUUUCCCCCAUCCCAAUCUUCUUUGGUUGAUGUCACUCUCACUCACCAGAUGGGGAGAGGUCAGUAAGGAUGGACUGAGGGAAGGACAGGGGGCCCAUGCCACUUCUGCACUGAACUGACAUUAACCAACAUGGGAACUUUGUUCUAGAAUGGCUAAUGAAUCUGCCGGAGGUUGAGUAGCACCUUCCGGCAGCUAAGCGGUUAGUCACGGCAUGUGCAGCAUUUUAUAGCAAAACGCUGCACAUACAGAUUCCAGGAAUGAUUACCACUUCAAAUCACUUAAGUGGUCAUGGUGCUUGGAAUAACCCUGUAAGUACAAAUUGAUAUUUUGAUAUUAUAGCAAACUGAAUAAAUGUUGUUACUGUAGCUGUUUGUAAAAUGUUUUUCGUUAUAGUUUAUAUUUUUGAUAUUCAGUCUGUACUUAGUUAUAUAACAUUUUGGUCAUUGUUUAUAAGUGUAUCAAAAAACAGUACUCGGAUGUGCCAACUUCUUCUGUUCCUCCUAGAAAUUAGGUUAAAAAUUACCAAAUUAGAAAAAUUGUCUGGGUUGACUUUAGUCACAAUUUGGUUAUUUGUUGCCUGAAUUUUGCAAUUUCUUUUUAAUUCACUUUAAUUUGUUGUUUAUUGAAUAAACCCCAAUAAUUUUAGUUUUUGUAAAAGUACAAAAGGCUAACAAUUCUACAUUAGAAACAUUUAGUAACUCGCUUUUUGUUUUCUUCUAACUUGGCACAAGUUUGACUCUGAUGCCACCUUCACUUGGAAAAAUUCCUUCCGACAUCGGUGCCCCUAUCUGCUGAAAAAAGAACAAUGCUAUUUUAAUUUGUGAUGUGGAGUGGAAACAUUCAUAUCUAUAUAUGUGAGAAAUUCUAGAUGGCCUUUAGCAUAUUCUAAACAUAGUUUAGGUUAAUUAGGUUAAGAAGAAUAACAUCAAAUCUGGUUACAUUCACAAACUGUAAUGUGUGAGUGACUGUGCGUUACAGGUGAUUGUGAUCUCUGGAUUCACUGGAAUCUGAAUUUUUUUCCCUAUCCCGGGAGAUUCAGCCAUUAUGUAUGUCCAGUUUGCCAUUUCAGUGACAAAUAGGACAAUUCGGUAAUGACGCUACAGGUUUAUGGCCAUAGAACGCUUAAAGAGGCAGCGAAAGGACAGACUAUGAAAAAGGAUGCACAAGUUAUAGCAGUGUAUCUCAUUCAGUAGGGCAUCAAUAUUAAUGGGGAUUUCAAAUUAGGGGUUUCUUGUCUUUAAGAUGCUGUGGACUAUAACUGCUUUGACACCAUCAUUUAACUGCACGUCUUUAUUACUGUAUCAUUAUUGUGUCAUCCUAUUUUAGAGUUAGGACUUUUGAAUUAGUUCAGGCUUGAUACGUUAACGAUAAUGAUAAUAUAGAAUUAAAAAAAAAAAAAAAAAAUUGCAGUUGGUCACCCAAUACUGUUAUGAAAUCAGUAUAAAGAAAGAAAAUCGAUUGAAAAGAUAAUAUUUAAACCAAUCAGUGCAAUUCAUUCAAACAGUAGGUACUUGUGCUCCCAUUGGCGUACCACAAAAUAUUGGGAGGUAUGAAAGCAAGGUCCGACAGGGCGAGAUCAUGCCAGUGAUCCAGCUUGAACCACUGGUAACAUAAAUGUUGCUUUUUUGUAACGAAAAAAUAUGCAUAUUUUUGUCAACAAUGCUAAGCUCUACCCCAUACUAAUUAAACAUGCCAAUGGAAGUAGCUUAUUUGCAUAUAGUGCCCUGAGAUCGUAAUGGCAGCAUUUCUGUCUGGGCUACAGGUACUUUAUUUCCGAGGUUUGCACUUUUAAAACUGUUAGGGUGAUACCAUCUGUUUAAACUGAUAAUGUUUGAGGGCACAAUGGGGCUAUACAGCAAACACUGUAUUGCACUGAAUUAAAACCAGAUUGUAAAAUUUAGGUAGAAAAAGUGCUUAUUUGGAGAAAUCCUCUUUGUCUGGAAUAUUUGCUUCCAAUUCACUGAAAAAUGGUGUUCAGCCGACAAACCCUAAUAUGAUUCCUUUUUUAUUAUGCUAGAUGAACUCCUGGACUCCAAUCGCCAAUAUGCUGAGCCGCCGGAGCAGUGCUGGGGUGGCUGUACUGGAAGGGAUGUUGUAUGUAGCAGGUGGAAACGAUGGGACUAGCUGUCUGAAUUCAGUGGAACGAUAUAACCCAAAGGCUAACACAUGGGAGAGUGUAGCCCCAAUGAAUAUUAGGAGGUAAUACUCUGAAAUACUUGGCUGUUAUAGUGUAUAUAUUGUGACCUGGGACCAUAUAACGACAUAGUCCUAAAGUUUGAAAUGCCACAAGAAGUUUUCUUUCUUUAGAAAUCACAGUCAUUUUAUUACUAUGUCUGGUAAACAAAACAUUUAAAUAAAGCAAACAAAAAGAAAAGCCUUGCUCUUUUGAGCUCUGACAUUUGCAACUAACUAUAGUUGAACUGCGCACCCCCAACAAAAUUAAGCACAUACCCUUUUCCACCUAAGCUUUAGGUCCCCCUCUGGUUAAAAUUGUGAGUUUACUUACCUUAUUCCAGCGCCAUGUGGGUCCUGUCGCAGCUGGUCCUGCCUACGGUCUCCCCCCCAGGAAAGCAUUGACAGGCUAUUGUCCUUGCGCAGCAAAACACAGCUCUGCCCCAUUAAGCAUCUCCACACAGAGAUGCAUUGAAUCAAUUGAAUUGAAUCAAUGCAUUUCUAUGAGGAAAGUUCAGUGCCUCCAUGCACAGCGUGGAGCUGCUGAACGUCAAUCCUGCACACUGUGCAGCACUGACACAGGAAGCACCUCUAGUGGCCGACUGAGUGACUGCCAGUAGAGGUGUAACUAGGCAGCAAUGUAAACACUGCCUUUUUUCUGAAAAGACAAUGCUUACCGUAUAUAUUCUCGUGUGUAAAUUGAGUGCAGUUUUGUGACCAACAAUUGUGAAAUAUGCUAUGCCUCGUGGAUAAGUCGAGGGUAAAACUUGGGGCUAUGAAAUUCUGUGAUUUUUAUAAUUAUAUACACACACACUCAUACAAACACACACACUCAUACAAACACACACUCUGCAUUAUAUACACACACACUCAUACAAACACACACUCUGCAUUAUAUACACACACAACACAAACACACACUCUGCGUUAUAUACACACACACUCUGUGUGUAUAUAAUGCAGAGUGUGUGUUUGUGUGAAUGCAGAGUGUGUGUGUGUUUGUGUAGUGUCUGUGAACUGGGUGGGGGGAGGGCAUUUUUAUUAUUUUGAAUUUUUUUUAUUUGAAUAUUUUAAUUUUUUUAUUUAGAUUUUUUAUUUAUUUAUUAUUAUUUUAUUAUUUUAUUAUUAUUUUUUUGUCCCCCCUCGCUGCUUGUUAACUGGUCAGGGAGGGGGGCUAUAUUAUUCCCUGGUGAUCCAGUGGAUGGGCUGUGCAUGAGGGGUCGAGAGCAAGCUGUUACUUACCUUUGUAGCAACUCCGGUCAGCUCCCUUCACCUCCGUGCAGCUCCCCUGUCAGCUCCCAGUGUAUCUUAUUAUCUUUCAGAAAAUAAAGUACAUUUACUGUUUGAUGAAUAGUUUUUAAGCAGCUCAAUCUAUCUGACGUAAUCACAUUUUUUAACGAUAUUGCUAAUGCAAAAUAAUGAAAUUAUUGAUCUGCUGACUUUAGACUUAUUUACUAAAAUGUGAAUGAUUGGGAAUUCAAAAUGAACUCAUUCAAUUCAAAAUUCAGGCUAUGUUUUCACUUUUGCUGGUCUAAAGUUUUAAAUACUCUAUGAAUUAAUUUUAAAUUCCUGACUCUUCACACCAUAGUGAAUAACCCCGUUAGUGGUUAAUUCAUUAAAUAUACACUAUAGUGUUAGGAAUACAAAACUGUCUUCCUAACACUAUAGCGUCCUUCUGCACCUCCCUCCCCCUCCUGGUCUCUGAAACUGCAAAAAAUAACAUUGCAGGGUUAAACUGACAGGGACAUUGCACCCGGACCACUUCAAUGAGAUGAAGUGGUCUGGGUGCCUACAUUGUCCCUUUAAACAGUUAGUGGUAGCAAAUUUAUAGUUGAGUUGUAACUGUUAACAAAAGCAGCAGGCCUCGAGAUUCCCCCUCCCCCCCCCCAAUCUCACUAUUCUGGUGAAACUUUUGCAAACCUUAUCUCAUCAAAGCGCACAGGGUUAAUUGCCUGUAAUCCAUAGUGAAAUUCACAUUUUAUAAUAAAAUAAAAUACAUAAAUAAAAAAAGCCAAGCUGGAAAAACAAUCAACUUCAAUUAUGUUGUCUAUUAAUUUUGGCCUAAGGUUUGAAUAUAACUUUGAAAAGAAAAAAAAAAGUCAAAAAAACAUAUAUUAAAGGAAAAUAUACUCAAAUUGAACUUUGGAUCCAAGUAGUGUCAUCUUUAGUUAAAUGGGUAACAAUGUAAUUUGCUAAAAAAAAAAAAUCUUUGAAAUUAAAAUCUGCAAAUUCUAAAAGAGAAUGGCCCUUACCAUGGUAUGAAUUAUUAGAAAGCAUUACUAAAUAAAGAUAAGACUCGCUAGUUCCUCAUUACAUCAAAGAAAGGACCAAUGUAAGUCAUGUCACUCUCUAUUAUUUACAUUAAAGGAUUUUCCUCAUUAGCAUCAGAUAGCCCCGAGCUGGGAUUCUUGGUAUCAUAAUGUAAAGUUGUUGUUUUCGUACUCCCUGCAGUGUAGCCUCGGGAGGUUAUGUAAUGAGAACUAAUCUUGUUUAAAUUUAAGGCCAGCUGUAGAAUUUUACAGCAGUUUUAUUUCUUAGAAUUAGGAAAGGUUUUUAGUUAGCUGCAUCCUCUGAAUGUCUGUCAUUGUUAGUUAAUUUGUGUGGCAAUAGGUACAUAUUUUGUUUAUAUGUGUAUCUAAUAAAUAUACAUAUAUAGAGAGCAACUGAAAUUUGUGUAGUACUGCAUAGAUAAUAUCAGUUUCAUCCUCCUUACCCCCACCGACCUGGUCUAGUUUUUUUAGGCAAAAAAAAAGUUUAUAUUGGUAAAAGUGUAUCCUUUUUACUUGUAACUCUUAUAUUUUAUAUGGCCUUCCCUUUGAUCCAUCGUUUAAAUUCUUUAAACAGGACAAAACAAUGAACCAAUUUGUUAGGCUGGUGCUAUUUACUUUGUGAUGCCUUAAAAUGCUAUAGCUGAAUGUUAUUGUUACAUGUGGACCACCACCAUUUGAAUGCUCCAUAUGCUACCCAUUGAAACCUAUCAUCCCUGGUAAAAAAGGCUCAAACUCUAGUCUUUUCUGAAGACCUUCUCACGGCAACUGAUGGUAAUAUAGCUAGAUUGUCAAACAAAGGCAUAUGGUCCACUUGUGUAAAAUCUUUUUAGUAAUCUCAGAGGCAAAUAAGGGGAAAACUAAUGGCAUAUAAAUGUUAUAUAUGUUUUUUUAGGUUAUUUAAGAAACUUGCACACUAUCUGGGAUAUUUACUAAAGGGAGAAUUGUCAAGAAUUCAAAGUGAUUUUAAAAUUUAAAGCCAAAAUGGCUAGAAUUUUUUUCCAGUUUGGCUUUUUUUUACCUUAAAUUGGAAAUUUUCUUUGAAUUCCGGACAUGCCUUGUUUUAUUAAAUAACCCUGAUAGAUAUAAAAUCUAGUAGUAAAGUUGCACAGACAAAGGUACUUCCAGUUCCUUAUUUUUAAAUUAACAUAGAGACCUUCCAGUCUUUGAAUAGUGUAUCUUUAUUGCUUCCACACAAUUUUUAUAUAGUUUAUGUCAAUUUUAUUAUUUCUGCAGGAGCACCCAUGAUCUUGUAGCUAUGGACGGCUGGCUCUAUGCAGUUGGGGGCAAUGAUGGGAGCUCCAGUUUGAAUUCCAUUGAGAAAUACAACCCACGCACCAACAAGUGGGUGGCAACAUCCUGCAUGUUUACUCGAAGGAGCAGCGUAGGGGUGGCGGUACUAGAACUUCUCAACUUCCCACCUCCGUCUUCUCCAACUCUGUCUGUGUCUUCCACCAGUCUCUGACAAAGAAUCCACUUCUUCACAAUGAGUAGGAAUUUGCAUUGUCUACCAGAACCAAGGACGGAGAGUCAAGGUAGAAGAUCUUUAGCUUAGCAAUUUUAGGGUUGUUCUUCUCAAGAUACCCCAGUUGUCCCUGGAACCACUUCACUGGUGGGAAAGCCAAUAAAUUAGUUAGACUCAAAUGGGAGAACCUGUUGGUGGAUUUUCCUGGAAAGACUGGAUGAAGGUCAAUGCUUACUCUGCCACUCAGAGCACUGCAUAAGUCUCUUGAGCAGGAAUGGGGUUAAAACACCUCUAACCUUACUAUUUUCUGUAUAUAUCUAUUUAUACAAAUAUUAAAAAAAAAAAAAAAUUACUUUCACUCUCUUGGGCAUCAUGGAAUUCUACCAGUAGUCUGUGAUAAAGCAAAUCCUAUAGGAAUACAUGGCGUGCAAUAUGGCAGAUGUUCUAAUGACUACUUAUAACAAUUAUAUAAUCCUGUUAAGUCCAUCAUGUGGAUGGACUUAAUGUUUCAAAAAGACACUGUAAUAACGCAAAUCUGCAUUUUUAUUUUAUUAUAGUUUUUUGGUUUUGAAUUAUGAACUGACCAGGGUAGCAUCCCUUAUAGCACUGAAAUAUGAUACAAGACUUGGAACUAUUGUGCGUAGGCAAAAUAAUCCAAAUCUGCAGACUGCAUCCUUUACUCCAUCCCUAUCCACUGGGUGCUAUCUUUUUUGUUUUGUUUAAGUUUUGCAAACUUCUUCGAUCCUGGGACAGCUACGGCACAAUUUGCACGUAACAUUGUAUUGAAGUGCUUCUGAUGAAUACUCUAGCCUACACGGCAUUCUUAGGAACCUAUCACCACCUCAGCGUGGUUACUGUUGGGUGUAAGUUGAGAGCUGAAUGUUGCACUUCUGAAGGACUUUUAAGUCCAGGCAGCGGAAUCAUUCUUCUGUCUUUUUUCUGUCUGCUCAUACUUCAAUCUUUUCUCUAACUCUAUCUCGAUUAACCUCAUACAUAUUCUGCAAUAAGUAUUACUGUAUAUUUAUUUUUCUUGAAACAAGAAAAACACCAAAAACGUGUGUAUCGUUUGCAGUGUGCAUAUUUAAACCUUCUGAGUGCUGGAGGGUUCUUACCCUUCUAACUGUAUAGUAAAUAGCUCUUUGAUUAUCUUAACCUAGAUAUCCUCUUACACCUCGUUUGGUUUUUCAUGUCCUGUAAUCGUCCUUUGACUUUUUGGCAUGUUCUGAGUGUCACUUGACAUGGAAUUAUUUGCCAGACACUGGCGUUAAUAUGUUACCUUUACACUCUUUCUCUGAGAUAUACAUUUUUAUCUAUAAUAUAAUGUAUGGGGAUUGGACAGCAUGACCUUCCCACAACACACCUCUUCAUGGGUGCUCACUAACCAUUGCCUUGCAUCUCAACGAGAACUCAGCACUGACUAUAGAUCACUGCACAGGGGUAAUACAGAGCAGCUACUCACUGCGACAUAUAUGGAAACUCUUCGUUGUUGUAUCCGACAGUAGAGUGUUAUAUUUUUGUUCUAAUUUUAUAUAUGCAUUAUAUUGAAGAGCAGUAGCCAAUCUACUGCAGUAGGAUUAUUCAAAUUGAUAAUACUUUAAAAAAACUAAUGCCUUAUAAUUGGAAUGUUCAAUUUUACGUUGUGUCAUUUAUUUGUGUAUUUAUUUAUAUAAAACAAUUAUUUCCUAAAACUUUUAUGACCUCCAUCCAUAUGCACUGUCAUGUUAAAUGCAUACCGGUUUUACUAAUUUAAUGAUGUGAUUUAUUAACUGCUAUGAUGGGAAAUGUAACUGCAGAAAAUGACGGUUCGUGCCUGUACUUUUGUGGUUAAAUGUCUGAUCUCUCCAGCACUUUGGAUUGGGCUGAAAUAGGCUGGAACCUCUAGGACAAUAAAUAUCUUUCAAAUCGCUAAAGAGA